CUGCCAUGUACAACCCAUUCCUUGUUUUAAGCCACUGGUUCCUCUGUGAUGUCACGAUGACUGCAAACAGGAAAUGCUGAGAGAAAUGCACAGAAAGGGAACGGAGACACAAUAAUGUGCUUGUGAAAGGGGAGGUAAGAGUGAUGAUCACACCAGCACGGCUCUCGGGGAAGGAAAGGGGGCUGCUGGCUUCAUGCAUGUUGUUUAAAUGUCUGAUUUAAAGGGACAUUCAUUUGCAUGUUGUGUAGCUCAGGAUACAAUGAAUUCUCUGUCUGUCUAAUCUGUAUGUGUUCACAGUGAGGAGACCAGGAUCUUGUAAAAUAAAAACCCAGACAGGAGACUGUGGGUUCCAGGGACAUAUUGAUACAUUCUUAUUAUGAUUCGAAUUCUUCCUAAAUGCUACAAACGUUCCAUUUGUUGCAAGACCUCACCUGAAGUCCUCACAUUGUGCUGGCUGGCUGGCCAACAGCUGCUUAACAAGGGGCAAGGUGAAUGGCUUCAGCAAUAUGUCCUUCUAAACAUCAUACAGAGAUGUCAGAUUGUCUGGCUUUUUUGGCAGUGUGGCAGGUAGUAUAAUUGGUCAUCCUGACCAGCUGCUGCAGGACCUCUUCAUGAAGGGGGAGGGGGUGACUUUUAGUGAGUUAAUUCUGAAACUGAAUCUGUAAUUUAACUCCCAUUUGGGCUCACAAAAGGUUAAUUAGAGGGUGUAUUCACUAGACACUUGGUUAUACUCUGACUUGUGGAGAGUGAUCUGAAGUCUGAAUUGCAACAUUCCAGGAUUUUUUUUUUUUUUAAUACAGAUCUCUCCAGCUAAAGACACAUUUUAGUAUAAAUGUUACCAUUCACAUUUCACCACUUAUUUUAGUUAAUAAAUCCCGUUGUGAAUUGUGGUGGAACCAAACUUCAAAAUUUAGGACAUAAUUUGGAGGUUUUCAUUUAAAUAUUUUAAUGAAUUAAAACUUUUUUUUUUUAUUCCCAGUAGACAAACUGAAAACACAGCAUAUAAUACUUUUUUAUUUUUAAUUUAGACAUUUUGGCCCAAAACCUGAAAUUUGCUUUUAUUUCAGUUUAAAUUCCUGAAAGUCUUACUUUAGUAAACAUGUUUAGCUCUCUGUGAGUCAUUCUUUAUGCUGGUGUAUGAUACAAAGACUGCUUACUUGAAUAUCUUUUAUUUUUUCCUGGUAUUCUAAUUUAUUUUUCCCAACACAUUUUGCACAUCACAAUUAUGUCUAUACAUUGCACAGGUGAAAUGGUAUUCAUAUGUAAUAAUUAAAUAGUAUACAUACCUGUGAUACUCACUGAAUCCAGAGGCUACACUUUUCCGUAUUAGCUAAAGUAUGUUUGUAUCUUUUGAUAUUUGCUACGCUGUCACCACAUUUUCCUUUUACUGCUGGGAAUCGUUAUUAAAUUGUGGUAUGUCAUUGGGGACACUAACUUUCUUCCCAUUUGCCUGUGGGGUGAUAUGUCUUGAACCUGAUUAAAGGAACACUGUGGGCACCAUAACAACUUAAUAAAAAUUAAGUUGUUAUGGUAUCAUGGUAGAACUGCUCUCAAAUGGUUUGACCCCAGUGGUUGUCUCCAGCCCGGAUCUGAAAUCCCCCCCAGCAGCAUCCAGCUUCUGAAAUUGAUUAUCAGGAAGCAGGCCGCUGAGUGCUGAUGAGUGGCUAGAGCAGUUAGCUGACACUCUAAGCCAAUCAGUAGCUAGCCAUUCAUAAAAAAGCUUUAUACCCUUUUUUAUGAAUGGGGAGUUACUGAUUGGCUUAGAGCAUCAAGUGAGCAUUCUAGCCAAUCAGUAGCGCCCUGCCUGGCGGCACUCCGCGCUUUCUUGAUCAAGUCAUCUAUACUAAUCACAGCUAUCAACUUAUAAAUGUAUCUGGUGCUUAAUGUUUCUUUUGUGUGUUCUACUUUUGGUUGCACAGCUGAUGUUAAGGGUAUUGUUUUUUUUGUUCAUCCUAUUGCUACAAAGGUUUUUUGUAAUUCCCUGCACCAUGACUCUGCCCCCUUACAUAUCACUUUCAUGAGGGUGAAUAAGGACACCUUAAUUUAAGGGGUGUGAGUCAGGGUGUGGAUACUGUGAGAAAUGUUAUGUGACUUACUAAUCAGAAUUAUGCACCAAAAAAAAAAAAAGAUUUGGGCCAUAAAUAUGGACACUCAGGUGCUAUGCCCUAAUCAGUGACCUCGUUAUCUGGCUGUACAAGUAAUUCUCCUUCACUUCCAGGGGCUGUGCUGUAUGAUUCAUGAUUCAUAUCUGGUUGUUUCCCAUAAGGGCACAGUGUUUUACAAUUUGCUGCCGGUGGCCUUGCAUAUGUCUGUACAGUAUGGCCCCCUUAUGUGCAAGACUUGAGUGGUGAGGCUCAGCGAGCGUGAGGCUAGUUGUUGCAGUUUGGGUACUGGGGUCUCCAUGCCAGAGGGUGUCAUUGGAAUUUUCUGCCUCUCCUAUAUUUAUUGGAGUUACAAUCUGUACUGAGCAUUCUGACAAUUUCCGCAGACACAUUCACAUAGUGCAUGACCCAGUCUAUGUGAUUAUCAGUGACAUCAGGACAGAUAAGGCUUGAAGAGUGUUUUAGGAUUUACAGGAUUUAUUGGUACAAAGUUCAUGGUACACUUUGUAAGAUACAAUUUAAAAAAAAGAAUAAAUCAGGAUUACAUUGUAGUUUAAAAAAAAUAAACAUUUCUGACCUUCGAUUUUGCUAGAAUGUAUUGUUUCUACAACUAAAGACGACAAUAUCGCACACAAAGCAUGCUGCACAUGUAGCUAAUUAACAAAAUGAUAUCCCACAUUCAUAGCAUGCAACCACAUACAAACAAUUGCGGGAUUUUGCACGGUUCACUUGCCAGCCUGUGUUGUAUGAGACAUCUUCUAUUGUGUUUGUUUAAUUUCUAUGUAACUGAAGAUGGUCAUACAACUCAAUAAUUUAGUUUGACUGUUCCUUUAAACCUUUUAUUACUCUAUUUUCUUCACAAAACAUUAUUUCUACACAUCCCACUUCUAAUUCAGAUAAAUAAUUAUGCGUAAGAACUAGAUUGUGAGUGAUGACUGUGACUAAUACACUGUAAUGUCAUAUGCGCUCUUGGCUUCCUACAUAGAUCUAGCACUCAUUUAAAAACCACAAACUGUUUUCUUCCGUACUUUCUAUGAAAUGUGACCUUUUGAGCUUUUUCUAGAGCAUAAUAUUACUUGUUACUUUCUGAAAUAUAGUUUUAUAAAAAUGUAUUUUAUUUUAUUUAUUUUUUAAGGCGAUUGCUCGGUAUCAGAGGGUUAUUAGCGUCAUUAAUAAUAGCAUAACAUGCUAGACUUCUGAAAGUGUUUUAUAUAAAGUAGUGGUAUUAGGGUUAUAAUUCCCAUUAUGUGACUGGAAGCCAGACUGCUACACUUAUGGUCUUCUGUGUCAAACUUCUAGUCCCCUUUUAUGAUGUGCAAUGCAUCACAAGGCCACUUCCUAGUAAGUGUACAUUUUAAUCUAUAGAUUGUGAUGAUGAAAUGGCAAGUGAAAUGUAUAGAAGUUUAGGUACGAGUGAUUUCACUUUAAGAAAGCAGUUGCAAAAGGCAGAGAGUGGAAUGUGUGCUUCCUGGCCACAAAUGAUAAUGAAUGCUGGUUCGUACACCUUUUAGCGUGCUACUUGUUUUUUAGGAAUUAAAGGAGAGUACAGUGACACUUGAGGAUAUGGCAGCUAAAAGCCGUUUAUCUAUACUCUGGGAUUCUAUCAAUAGCAGUAGUUAAAGGAGCACUAUAGUGCCAGAAAAACAAACUCGUUUUCCUGGCACUAUAGGGUUGUUAGGUCCCCCCUCUCCUACUGUGCUGAAGGGGUUACAACCCCUUCAGCCACUUACCUUAAUCCAGCGCCAGGUCACUCAGCGCUGGUGACCUCUCCUCCCCUGCUGACGUCCGCUCUGAAUGUGACGCUGUUUAAGCAAGUCAAGCUCCAAAUGCACCUGGAUUAGUCACUUAUGAUUUUUUUUUUUUUUUUUUUAUUACACUCUUUGUCCUUAUUUUACUUUGCUGGAUAACAUGUUAAAUGUAAUGCCGUUAAAGAGACACUAUAGUCACAAAAACAACUUAAGCUUUAACCCCUUAAGGACACAUGACAUGUGUGACAUGUCAUGAUUCCCUUUUAUUCCAGAAGUUUGGUCCUCAAGGGGUUAAAGGAAAAAUAUAAUGAUUUUUAAAUUCGUAUUUAAAAAAAAAAAAGGAAAAAACAAGAGGUUUCUGUGUUCUACCUCUUUGGUGUGUAAUUUUUUUUUUUUUUUUUUUAAAGGGUUUACAUGUAAUCUUUUAUUUUCAGUAAUAAUAAUAACUUUUUCCUUUUGAAUGUUCCAAAUAGUUCUGCAUCAUUUUUUGCAUUCUUGCUGUGUAAUAUUCAAUAAGUAGUUUUUCUUCUCACCCUUAGAAUGCAGGCGACAGAAAGGGAUGCCACUUCGAUGGGUGGAUCAAGCUGGUCAGAGGGUAGUCCAACCAUGUCAGAGUCACAAGCGGAGUCUCCACAAAGCACUACUAAGUCCCAGUCAUUUGAUCUCUUCAAUUUAGUUGUUUCGUACAAGAGAAUAGAAAUGUAUCUGGAGCCCGUCAGGGAUACUUGGGAUGGAAUCAAAUACUUGUUAAGGUAAUGUGUUAUUUAGAUUCUGCUUUCUCCGGGUGUCGUAGACAAUACUUGGACUGGGGAGGAGAUCAUUCCUCGUGGAAGCCUCACCAAAACAUUCUGAACAUUAUUUUUGCCUAGGAUUUCCAUGUGACACAAAUGUCAAACUCUAGUCUUGAAAGCUAAAAUUUCAUAGAGUCCAGUCUCCCCUAUUUAUAGCCUACAGGCACUUUCUAGUGUAAUUCUGAGUGCAUGUUCUAAUAAAGGAAAGAGACCUGCUGGUCAAAAAAGUUUCUCAAAAUAAUGUGCAUAAGCUUUUUAUUUGCAAUGAAUUGUAUGGAGGUGGUAGGUAUUUGUUAUGAACCAAUUACCCAUACUGAAUUCUUUAUAACAUCACAGAUGGCAGAACCAGUGUUGACUGUUAUCAACGUCAUCUUUGUAUUUAUGUUUUCUUCUUAAGGGUGUUUGCUUUUCAUUUUAUUAUUCUUUAUCCCCUCUCCCCUCCUCCCGAGUACACACUCUUUGUUGAAACCUGCUACACCUGUUGCUUUUUUUUCACAAUUUUUCAUCUUUCGUUUUCCUAGAUUGAGAUGAUAAUACCUCGUAUACCUGCUAUUGUUGCUGUUCAUAUAUAAAUUGUUGUAGCAAAUGUGUCUUUAGCAUUGCAUGCCUUUGGGUUGUCAGAUUUUUUUAUUUAUUUUUUAUUUUGUAGUUUGUUUUUGCCCACUAAGUAGACACCUACUUUUUUUUCCAUAACAUAUAACAAGCAUGUGCACCACUUUACAUAGCAAUUGGUUCAUUCAGCUUUCACGGUCCUUGAUCAAGAUCCUUGAAAGAAAUGUCUAUACGAGAUUGACAGACUUCCUCGAGUCCAACUCUCUGUUAGACCCGCUUUAGUCUGGUUUCCCUGCUAAGCACUCUGUGGAAACGGCACUGACCGAAGUAUCCAAUGAUCUACUCACCCUUCUGUCAGUCCCUACAUUGGCUUCCUAUAAAAUAUAGGGCUCAAUUUAAAAUUCUGGUUCUUGCUUUCAAAUCGCUAGAUAAUGCUGCUCCCACCUAUCUAUCCUCCCUUAUACACAAGUAUGUCCCGUCUAGGCCCUUACGAUCUGCUGAAGACUUACGUCUAUCUUCUGUCCGUACUCCCACCUCUGAUGCUCGCCUUCAAGAUUUCUCGAGGGCUGCACCUUUCCUGUCGAACUCGCUUCCCUCCUCCGUUAGAUGUUCACCCAGUCCCCACUCCUUCAAAAAAAUCAUUUAAAAACCCACUUCAUCAUAAAAGCGUAUCAAUUAAACCGUUAAUAGCUCCUGACUGAUUCCUCUUCUGCAACUGUCACUAGUCUAAUACUAUCCUUACCUUUUGUCUCACUUUACCCCACUCCCUCUAGCAGGUAAGCUCAUUCAGCAGGGCCCUCAACCCCUCUGUUCCUGUGUGUCCAACUUGUCUGGUUACAACUACAUGUCUAUUCGUCCACCUAUUGUAAAGCGCUGCGGAAUUUGAUGGAGCUAUAUAAUGGCGUGUGUGUGUGUGUGUGUGUGUGUGUGUGUGUGUGUGAGAAGAUGAGAGCUGUAUGGAGGGAGUGUGAUUGUGUGUGCUGGUUGAGUCUUGUCUGUGUGAUGGCUGAAUUCUAACUUGAAUUAUGCAAUUUGUAUGUAAUUUGCUACAUUUUGUAGCUUGGUAAAUAAACCUGUGCAGCUUUCAUAAUAGAUUCAAUAUUAGAAAACAUGUUUACAUAUUGCUUACAUUUUGAAAUAACCUAAAGAGGAAUUUAUUGGUGAGGAUUGCAUAGCUAAGAACAUUUAGAGAACACAUUGUUGUGUAAUUUAAAAAAGAACAAUGCAGUUUGUUUAACAAAUUUAAAAAAAUACUGUCGUUCUGGAAAUUACACCCUUAAAUAGAACAUUGUAAAUUGUAUAUAACUGUGUGUGAAUCCUUUUUUUUUUUUUUUCUUUUUCUCAUUUGAUGUUCUGAUUUCUUUUAAAUGUAUAUUUAAAAUAUGUGAAGAUUGACAUCAUAAUUCAGUUCUCUCUUUAUGUCUUACUGUGACAUUUAAACAGUUGGAUUAAACCUGCCAUUAUUGUUUAUAAGCUGAAUGAUGGCUAUACUGCAUCUAAAAGAUUGAUUUUUGUAAGAAUUUUUGCAAACAUGUGGCUAUUGCUGUUUUUGUGUGUGCGCAUUCUAAUGUAUUCUUUUUGUUAUUGUAGGUGGCAGAUGCCCAUUUUUUCUUUUUGCACAUGUCUUACAUUAACAAUUUUGCUACUCACACUAAAUGAAGGUAAGAUUUGACCUAUUAUGAAUGUUUGUUUUAAAUGUGCUCUCUCCUUAUUUGAAUAACCAACCAUACUUGUUUUGCAAAAGAAUGCUACAAUGUCUCAGUUUAACUGGAAUCUGAAAUUAAAGCGACAUUAUACUCCCCAGAACCAACGCAACUUAAAGGACCACUAUAGUGCCAGGAAAACAUACUCGUUUUCCUGGCACUAUAGUGCCCUGAGGGUGCCCCCACCCUCAGGGACCCCCUCCCGCCGGGCUCUGGAGAGAGGAAGGGGUUAAACACUUACCUUUCUCCAGCGCCGGGCGGGGAGCUGUACUCCUCCUCUCCUCCUUGCUCGCGGCGUCAUCGGCUGAAUGCGCACGCGCAUUCAGCCGGUCGCAUAGGAAAGCAUUUACAAUGCUUUCCUAUGGACGCUUGCGUGCUCUCACUGUGAUUUUUCACAGUGAGAAGCACGCAAGCGCCUCUAGCGGCUGUCAAUGAGACAGCCACUAGAGGCUCUGGAGGCUGGAUUAACCCUCAGUAUAAACAUAGCAGUUUCUCUGAAACUGCUAUGUUUAUUAAAAAAAGGGUUAAUCCUAGAGGGAUCAGGCACCCAGACCACUUCAUUAAGCUGAAGUGGUCUGGGUGCCUAGAGUGGUCCUUUAAUGUAGUGUUUCUGCUGUCUAUAACCAGUCAGAGAAAUUACAGUAUUUUAUAUUGCUGCCUAAGAACACGUCCAGUGGCAGUUACUCGGACGGCCACUAGAGGUGCUUCCUACUCCAUAGCUGCACAAUGUGCAGCACCUUUCUUCAGCGCCUCCACGCUCUGCAUGGAGGCACUGAAUGUUCCCCAUAGGGAAUGAUUCAAUGCAUCUCUAUGAAAGAGAUGCUAAUUGGUGCAAUGCAGUGUUUUGCCGCGCAUGCUCAAUAGCCUCUCCAUGUUUCCUAUGGGAAAACAUUUGAUUGGCUGAUAUCAUCAAGACGAUCUUAGCAAUGGAGACGGGACCAGUCGCAGUGAGACAGGUGUGGCAGUAGAGAAAAGGUACAUUCAGAAACCUUUCAUCUCUAUGGACAGGGGUGCCGGGGAGCUAAACCUUUAUUGUAGCACUAUAGUGUCCUAAAUACAUGUUUGUAUUAACUAUAGUGUUUCUUUAAAGCAUCACUUUCACACAAUACUCAUCUCUUCCUCUUUCCUACUGUCUAACUUUUUUUAAAUUUUUUUUUAUCUAUAUCUAACUAAAAACAUAAGACAACAUAGAGGCUACUUUUGUCUUAUGUGGUUUUCCUACGCCUAACUUUCUUAGACAAUGGGUGGAGCUACUGCUGUCUAGAAGUGUCAACGUCUGCUGUCACCAGGGACAGCUGCAGAGAAUUAGCUCUGUCUGUGGAAGAUCCUUCAUAGACCUUAAUGCUGUACAACAGGGAUGUCGGCUCCUGGAGCUAAAAAAAUGGACACACUACAAGAAGAUGGCGGCAUGCAGGAGGGAUCGGUUCAGCUAGGUAGAACUCUCCUUUCCUGGACUCUUCUCCAGCUACUGGAACCUCAUUGGCGAUGUCACAGUUCUGCAAAGUGCCUUGUUGGUAACAGUGUCACCUUAAAGGAACGCUAUAGGGUCAGGAACACAAACAUGUAUUCCUGACCCUAUUGUGUUAAAACCACUAUUUAGGUGGCUUGACCCCCGUAGCCCCCUUUAAAAGCAAUGAAUACUCACCUUAUUUCCAGCACCGCGCGGGUCCUCUGGCAUGUCACCCAGCCCCUUGGUGACAUCAUCAAAAUUGCCAAUUUUUAGCCAAUCGAAUGCUUUCCCAUGGGGACAGCAUUGGAUUGGCUGAAAUCGGCAAGAGGCGGGGCCAAACACUGUUUUGGCCAAUCAGCACCUCCUCAGAGAGCUGCAUUGAAUCAAUGCAUCUCUAUGAGGAAAAUUCAGCAUCCCCAUGCAGAGUAUGGGGACGCUGAAUGGCACGGCUACCUAAUGUGCAGCACUGAGCCAUAAAGCACCUCCAGUGGCCAUCUGAGGAGUGGCCACUUGGAGGUGUCCCUCCAAGGCAAUGAUUAUACUCACCAGAACAACUACAUUAAGCUGUAGUUGUUCUGUUGAAUAUAGUGUCCCUUUAAGUACAUUACAGACACUCCAGUGGAGAUCUAUGAUUAAAGAGAUAUUGCAGACACCUAAAGCACUUCAGCUUGCUAAAGUUCUUUUAUGCAUGAAGUGUCCUUCUUUUUUUUUUUUUUUUUCUUCCAUUUUUUCAAAGGGUGCAGAAUUUAAUAGAAGUUGGCACUUUUUAAAAUGUACCUUGUUACACACCCCUGGUUGUCAAUUGCACAACCGGUUGUGUUCCUUCCUGGUUCUUUUGCUGAGUGGAGCUCACAACACCUGCUUUGCUAAGACUUCUCAUUGAGCUGCAUUGGGAAGUCAGUGAUUGGACAGCCAAAGAAAAGCUGGGUGGAGUUAGAAAGGGAGAACUUGCAAAUAUCGAAAAACUGUUUUUUUGUUGUUUUUUUUUAUAUUUAGACAGUGGAGUUUCCUUUUUAAGAAAUUGCUUCUCAGUGGAUUGAUAGAAACAUACAUAUGUCCAUUGUCUGUGCUUACUCCUGCAACAAGCAUGCAUCUCUCUUCAUAUAUAAGAAAAAUAAACGUGGUGACAGCUUUUCACAAGGUCUAAUGUGAUGUGUUUUUAUUUAUUUAUUUUAUGUGGUUUGUUGAGUGGAACUGUCUAAAGUGCACUUUUUAUGUGAAAAUUAUGUUCUCAAGUUCAUACAUUUUGCGUUCAGAUAUAGGCCUUAAUCUACUAUUUCUGGAUAACCUUUUAAAUAAUUGCCUUGUUUAUUUUUUAAAGGAUUUAAUAUUUGAAAAUUUUUAUUUAAUUUUAACUUAUACUUAUACUUGUUGCAACCCACAAUGGAUGUUAUACAGGGUUGAUCCAGCCCUAUUGCCAUCUUGUGGAAGACUUCAUGCGCUUAUGUGUCCGCACACGCUCAUAUACAGAUAUACAAUUUGUGUAUGGACUAUAGCUGAGUUUCAUGCUCUGCAUGAGGACCUCCAGCAUCAGGAAAGCACUUAUUCAGAAUGCUGAUGUCCCUCGGUGGAGCUUCAACCCAGCACCGAGGGGCAUCAUUGCUGGGAUAAGGUAAGUAAAUAAAGGGUUUUUAACCCUUUAUUUACCGGGGAGGGAAGGGGGAGGCAGAGGGAUCGGUAGUGUCAGGAAUACAGCUUUGUAUUCCUGGCACUACAGUAUCCAUUUAAUAUAUAAUCUACUGAUACAAUUUUAUUUCUUUCCAAAUAUGCUAGAUUACAAUCUUGGAAUUGUGUCUGUGUGUUUACACAAUAUAAUAAAGAGGUUGUAGGUUUAGCUGCUCAGUAAGUAAAUAGCAAAACAAGGAUUUAAAAAAAAAAACAAAAAAAAAAAACUUGCACAAUCCAUGCCUUGCCGAGACUGGUUUAUUAUGUUAGGUGUGCCUCAGCUGACGUGUGCAGUAUUAUGUGGCCUGUGCGCUGUUUGGAUAUAACAGGAUUGUAAUAUGAAAAGGCACACUUCCAACAGUCUAUUAUGUAACUGGCUGGCACAUGCAAAGUGAGGUCUGUGUAUUAGACUGUUAACGACUAAUCCGGUUCUAUAUUGCUGAAGAAACCCAAGCUAAAACAGCCUUUAGCAGAUCUCUACAGAGCUGAUAAAAGUUAGUAAAUAGGACCAUUUCUACUGGCACAGAGUGAUAUUCUUCUCUGAGCAGUAGUGUACUCCAUGUUUAUUUACCCCAUGACUGGCAUCGCAGCAUCUAUACAUUAGUUGUUCUCAACUAUGGCGUCCCUUAUGGAUCCAAACUAGAAAAGCCACCAGGGGUACCUCCAAAUGAGUGUUGUUUUUUUAAAUUGUAUUUAUUCCUUUCAAAGCAACGUUUUGUGUGUGUGUGUGUUAAAUGUAUAGCCCCUUUAAGAGAGGUACAUGAAAAUAUAAGACAGACAUGUCCUAAUGUAUCAGUAUAAUAUUUAUACACCAGGUUAGUCACUAAAGUGAAAUUCACUCUGGAUUUCUGCCAGUCAAAAUACCCAAACUGGAAGCAUACUCAGACUUGGAGAAUGUUUUCAACUCCGCUAUUUUGACCUUAGAUAUGACAUUUCCUGUUAACUGCUGAUAAUUCCUACAUUGGUGAAUAACCCUGAUUUUAUAUCUAAUACGUAUAGUCAUCUAUAUGUGUAUAAAUAAAUACUUUUCAUGUGCAUGCAAUGGCACUCUCUCUUAAUUGUAAGACUGCAUCAGAGAAUUAUGGGAGUUGUAGUCCAACAACAUCUGGGAGGCCCACAAACUAUUCACUCAAGGUUAAAGGAGUUUGCAAAAAAAGUUAAUUGCAUCUUAUCAGAACCAAUCAGUAUCUAUAUAUGUAUACAUGAAGACUGCCAUUUGCUCUUUCAGUUUGGGAGCUGGAAUGUGCUAGAUACAUCUGUCAACACUAUGCGGAUCAUGCAUAUGUAGUUUAACCUGCUCUAUGUUGGUUGUUGCCUGUACACAGAACUUUACUAAAACUGAUUGUAAAAGAAGAGCAGUUAAGCAUUUGUUCUUCCUGCUGGGACAAUAUUGUUUGAAAUUGACCUUUGUGCUUGUGAUCACUGUCUGAUACACCUGUUAAGUGAUCUAUUCACUAGCAAUAAAGACCAGGUGUCUAAUAUAAAAUAUCCAUCGUAACCAAUCUGUAUACUGCUUUGUCACAAAUCCGGUAUGUGGAUAAAAGAGUAGAUGAUAAAUCUAAAGUGGAAUCCAAACGGUAUGUCAUGCCUGUGGCGAGGCUUGAAAAUGGGAUGGAAGAAUGUCUCUUUGCCCAUGGCAGCAAAAAUCUUCACACGCUUGUGCCCGAGGCUAAAAAUUUCACCAUGAUGUUAUGCUGGCCAAAUUGGCAGUACAUUUCAUAAAGUUCCUUUGUUAACUGAACGAAUCUGAAUUUAUUUGUGUGUGUGUGUGUGUGUGUAAACCCUUACAUUACAUGAUGCCAAAAUAGUACAUUGUAUCCUUUAAGAGUAGUUGAUACGUUGUGAAAUGUCUGUCUAUCUCUCUCUAUCUAUCUCUCUCAAAAUGCAAUUUCCAAGUAAUGGCAGUAGUAAGAUUUUUUUUGUUGGAGCUAUUAGAAGAAGCAUGUCCAAGAUCUGAGGCACAGAUUGGCAACACUUAAACAGUCCGGUACACAAGCUUACAGAGGAAGGAGUAGGAACCAGAUGUGGUCAGUAAAACAAGUUGUUUGUGAUAUCUGAGCAUCCGAACAGGAGUGAACAAUGCGAGCAAUAGUCUUUUUGCUGAGCCAAAUCUGAAGUACCAGUUCUAUCAGUCCAUUAUUUCGGUGCACUGUUUGUGCUUUGGGGUAUAACCUGAGAAUUUAGUCGUGGUCAGCACGCUGGGAACUCUGUCAUAGAGGAUGAAUGAAUAGCUAAAGAGACACUAUAGUCGCUAGAACAACUACAGCUUAAUGCAAUUGUUCUGGUGAGUAUAGCAUGUCUCUGAAGGCUUUUUGCAGUAAACACAGUUUUUUACAUUUACAGCCUAGGGAUACCUCUACUGGCCACUCCUCAGAUGGCCGCUAGAGGUGCUUCCUGGAGCAGGUCUGUACAGUGUGCAGCAUUAACGUUCAGCCUCUCCACUCUCUGCAUUAGGAUGCUGAACGCUCCCCAUAUAAAUGUAUUAAUUCAAUGCAUCUGUAUGAGGAGAUGCUGACUGGCUACGGCAGCGUCUUCCCCUGCCCCUGCCCGCCUCCUUGGCUCAGAUCAUCAGAAUUGACAAUCUUGGCCAAUCUAUUUGCUUUCCUGCGGGAUCCUACAGUGAAAACAUUGUGACUUGCUGAGAUCCUCAAUCCUGAUGUCAGCCAAGGAGGUGGGUCUGGGCAGGGCCAGCGCAGGGAGACCCAUGCAUUUAAGGGGAGAGGAGUGUAAGAGGGACAGGGACCCUACGUGUUAACACUAUAAGGUCAGGAAUACACACUUGUGUUCCUGACCCUUUAGUGUUCCUUUAACUACAGCGCUAUGGAAUUUGUUGGCGCUAUAUAAUUAAUAAAAUAAUAACUCUGGUGUGGAGGUAAACUCUCUCUCUAUCUCUAAAGCUUAUUUUAUUGCCGGGGGGUGUUAUAGCAUAGACACUCCUUUUUAUGUUGCAUUCUCUAACUUCCAGGGGUGAGUUGAUUUAUUUCCCUCUGUGGUGCUUGCAUAUUUUUUUUUCUCUCCUUUUUCCCUUGUCCCUUCCCACUCAGGAGUCAAACGUGUACUAUUUGCAUAUCAAGCUGAUCCCAUCCACGGGCAGUUGUUGUAUGAGAAUUACACUUCCACACAACUGUUUCUGGCUAAAGGGACAUUAAGUACCAUAACAACUAUAGCUCUCUCUCUCUGUGUGUGUGUGUAUAUAUAUAUAUAUAUAUAUAUAUAUAUAUAUAUAUAUAUAUAUAUAUAUAGUACAGCAAAGACUGCUUAAAUACAUUAACAAUGGUCUGUUUUCAUUAUGAUUAACUGUUUUUCCAGUGGCAUGGUUCUCAGUGGGAGCUCUAAUUAUCUCCAUUCCUGCACUGAUUGGAUAUCUGCAAGAGAUGUCACAAGUACACUUACCAGAACCAGAUCUUACACGGAGGAAAUAUUACAGCGUUCGGCGUGAAGAACUCCAAAAAGUUAAACUUUCCCGCCAGGAAGCUGUAGCGGAGUUUAAAUUCUUGUAAGUACAGGCUUAUUUAGUUUAUCUUUCUUUACCCUGUGCUCCAUGAUGGCCACCCACUUCGAAGUUUUAUUGUUGGCAAUUUUACACCCACAACGGAUCUUUUCACAAUAAAUUAUAUCAAAAAGUACUGUACUGGCUUACCUAGUCUACCUAUCCUGAUCUUUUAAUUUUAUCCUUACAGAUUACAUUUUCAUGGUUAUGGUGUAAGCAUGUGACUUAGGUUGGUUUUGUUUAGUUUUUUUCCCCAAAAAAUAUUUGCCCAUUUCCUCAUGGCAGCAUAAAUACUGCAUUAAACUGUAGGGGUUAUGCUGCUUGCAUGUGUCCCUUUAAUUCAUUAAUGAGCUGUAAUGAACAGGUCACCACUUGUGUGUAUUUCACUGAAAGGAUGUGUAGAUAAUACCAUUACAUGGAAGGGAGUAAAUUAUUCAGUAGCUAGUUCAUUAAAAUGUAGACGUUGGCAUAUCCUGCCUUUUAGAAAGCCGCCGUUACAUAAUCAAUUUAUGUAAAGUUUGAAUCUCACAGGAGAGGCAUGAGGACCAUUCAAAAGGACGCUAAUCAACAAAUUAAGUCUGGAAGUUUUGAUAAUGUUUUUUUCCCAUGGUCCACUGUAUAUAAACUCUGCUUCGUUAUCAAAAUAACCAACAUAAAGAUGCUUGUGACCAUAGCAUUUUUUUGUAACAUAUAGUUUAGAGAUACAAUGUAUGUGUGUGUGUGUGUAUGUAUAUGUAUGCAUUUACAUAUGUGUGGUAGUCGGGUAGAAUUGUAGUCUGGUAGAAAAGCAAGAUGGCUCUUUUAGAGGGCUAAAAUUUUGCCUGUGUAGGUAUAGAAUACAUUUAUCAGUUAUCAUACAUAUAGAAUGAUGUAUUAUACACUGUCAGGCUUCCUACUGUUCACAAGCCCUGUGAAUGCUCCAGUAGUUCUAUUAUAAUCCUCUUGGUCAGCUCAGAAUUUGAGACCCCAGUAGAGGAAUUUCUCUAUCCUCUACUCGCUCUGUCAGAAAGUGCUCACUGAGAGCACUGAACAGCUUCCAGUCAGACCGGGUAGAGAUUCCAGAAGCUCCUCUACUGAGGUACGCUCGGCUAUGCUUCACAGGAGGAAUGAAGUGAAUUGGCAUGGGGGAGGAAGUAUGGGGGGGAGAUGCACAGAGAGGGCUGGGGGUGGUGAGCAGAAGCACACUCAGGGCUGAAGGAGGGAAGGAAGAGGCAUAUAGAUGGGCUGGGUGGGAAAAGUCUUGCACAGAAGGGCUGGAGGGGACAAAGACACACAGAGGACCUGGGGUAGAAGAGAGACAAAAAGGGGCAAGGGAGAAGAGACACACAGAAGGGCUGGGAAGAGGAAAAAAACAAAGGUGUUUGGGAUAGAGACACUGACUGAGACACUCACUGGUACUAUGGGGACAGACCUGAGGUAUAGACCAGAACACAUACCUCAAGAGAGACAUGGAGAAAGCUACUGAGAGGAAAAGGGUAGAGAGACAUUAGGAAUUGUCUGUCUAAUGCAGUGAUGUGGCCCUUUAGAUGUCACUGAACUACAAGUCCUGUGAUUCUCUGGCCAUCUUUUGCAAAUUAAAGAAUUCUGGGAGUUGUAGACCGUCCACAUCUGGGGGACCAGACUCUGAGAUCUCUGCAUUAGAGGCUGGAUAACAACGUGGUUUUAAUCAGCACAAGAUAUUUUAAGAUGUACGUUUUUCAAAGUCUGUAACAUGUACUUGAUAAAAGCCAUUUUAGUGAUAAAAUGUUGCCAUGUUUUACAAAUAAAUCUGUGUUUUGGACAAUUUGUGUGCCAGACCCUUUUGUACUUUUAAGUGUAUGGGAGUAUUUUCCCUCUGGAUUGCAUGCACCGUGUCCUCUAUAUAGUGCUUCCAAACAGUGAAUGCUGUCUCUUCUCCUUUGGGUAACUCAUAUGAUGACAUACAGCACAUAACUCUUUAGUCCAUUAUUGGGAUUUAUUGUAUGGUAGCUCAUGGAAGGGUUUAGUUAAUACUCUGCCUGAUCGGAAAGACAAACCUGCCACUUGUUCAACACUUUCCACUAAGGGGAAGGUGAUGGACAAUAUAACUGAUGCCUGUAAAGUUAAAUUUAAUAUUUCAUGGAACAGUAAUGUUGCAUGGAACAUUCUGGAUGGGGUCUUUUUUUCUUUCUUUCUUUUUUUUUUUUUAAUUGCCAAAUUAAUAAUUAACCCCUUAAGGACACAUGAUGGAAAUAUUCUGUCAUGAUUCCCUUUUAUUCCAGAAGUUGUGUUCUUAAGGGGUUAAAAAAUCCAAUAUUACAUCUGAGAUUAAAUGAAGCAAGUGGGGAAAAAAGCAGUGUGUGUGUGUGUGUGUGUGUAUAUAUGUGUGUGUUUAUAACCUGUUUUGAUUGAAAAUUAAAGGAUUCAUUAUUUGGGGGAAAACAAGUUAUGAUUCUCGUAGUUCAUGAGGUCGGUGGUUUAAUGGUAGUUUCCUUGACUUUAGUCCCAUUGCUGAAAAAUGUUAUACCUAAUCAAAUGAAAUGCAUUUCUGAUCUUUUUGAGUUGUCGGACUCUUCUGCUUCCAAACGAAUGCCUAACCUUUGAUAGCCAAGUAAUCUGUAACAAAAUAAUGACUAUAAAACUGCUGUUUCUUUUCUGUUCUGUAGUUUAAUUCACCUCGAGAGCAUACUGAAUACGAUCUGUGGGAACUGUGAGAAAGUCUACCAAGUUCUUUACUGGCAGAAUCCAUCCACAUCAGCUCAGUAAGUACUCAAAGCGAUAUUAAACCUUUUUGAGACCUAAUCAUCGUAAUUCAUUUUUUGCAUAUGUUCUCAAUAGUUGUGAUUUUAUAGUAUUAAAGUGAACCUGCGCCUUCCUUCGGAUCUGACAGUUGAGAUUUUGUAAAAAUCGCUGGCAAUGCCUGGAACGAGAUUGUCCUGCCAGGUUACCUGUGUUCAUUUUGUCAAAUGCACUUUACAUACAUAAUUUGGAGGGAUCUCUGUGUGGAGAGCCAAAUUGCAGACCACAUAUUUUCAGUAUAACUGAUAUCAAAUUUUAGAACAGUUGCACUCAUUCUGUGUGAUGGAUAGAACUGCUUUUUGGGAUAAACAUCUUAUGAGCGAUUUAAGCAUAUACAAUGAUUUUCCUGGGAAGAUAGAAGAUGAGUAAAUUUUUUUGUGUAUAUAUUUUUAUUUUGUAUAUAAUAAUAAAAAAAAUAUAUAUAAAUAUAACAUUUGCAUUCAAAGUAAACAUAACCCUUUAGGCUGUAAUAGUUGAAUUGGAAAAAAUUAACAUAAACAUGUACAAUUUAAGUUAGUAAAUUUUGGCAUAAAAUAUGUUCUAUGAAUUCCUGACAAUACAGUCUUUAGUAAAUAUCCUUGUUAAGCUGAUUAAUGCUUUAGAGUUAAUUGUUGCAGCUGACUUGAAAUACUCAUCUUGACUGUUGGAACUUUUGAGUUUCUCUGAUUUCUUAUAUUCCUUGAUUUUGUUGCAAUGCAUUAGCAAUGGCGUGGACCCUGUGCUCACUGUGCCUAGAGGGGUAUCCACUACACCUCACCGAGGAGGCCUUCAGAAGGCUAAAAUGAUCAUCUGGGAGUACUGUAUUUUUCGUGCAGAGAGGACUUGCUGGCAUUUGGCACUGGACUGCCCUUAUGGGUGGGAUCAGUCCGAUAUGAUUCAGAAUAUGUUCUCGCUGUAAUGGGACAAGUGAGCAAAGACAAUUUUGAGACCUUAGCAGGGAUUUACCAAAGGGCAAGCUAAUGAGUUUCUCUAAGCUUUUGCCUCAGAAUUCUCAUAUUCCUUGGUUUUGUUGAAACAGAAACCCGGUUUCUGUUCAUCCUCCUAUUCUGAAUGACCAGUUAAAAUGGCAGAGUGACAGGGAGCCAAUAUGGAGGCAACUUGUUUCUGGAUAUAUAUAAUUACAGCUAUGUGGAUUUCUGCAUUAUUUUUUUUUCUUUUCAAGCAUCACAAACACGUUUGUUAAUUAUAGAGGAUGAGUAUACAUAAUAAUAAUAAUCCUGAAAAGUGACCGUUCCCCUUUAAGAAUGUAAAAAAUAAUAAUAUAUUGACGUGUCUAUGUGAUGUCACCAUGCAGCCAUCAUUUAUGGACUCCUCAAAAAGGUUUACUUUAAUGUCCAGAGUGUUCUAUAUUAAAGCUGUAUAAGGCUUUCUAAUGGCCAAUGAAAUGCAGAGAGUGAUUUGGGGCACGGCUGAUCUAUGACACAGCCUAUUUAAUAUUCCCAUGAUGAUAUUCCAGUUUUGAAUAAAAGUACUUGUUUUCUAUAGACAAAGUAACUGAUGAGUACUUUACGGUGUAGAACACUCUGAAAUAUACACAAAAUGAAACUUUUAGAGUAAAUUGUCUCAAUUGCUUUCAAAAUGCAUUUGAAAACACAAAGUAGCAAGUGCUCCCAUUGGUAAGAUAAGUAAAGCUCUCAUUGUGUGUGAGUGGACUAAUUUAGCUACAUGGAUAAUCGGGUGAAAAUUAUAUAAUACAAAUUAGACCAAAUUGCUUGAAAUAUACUAAAUGGACUAGUAAAGUGAUAGCCAUAGGGGAAAAUAAACAUUUUAUUUAUACUCCAAAGAAUACAGGGAUUUCAGUUAAAUUGCUGAGUGCUCGUGAUGUUUUUGUUUGUUCAGUUUUAAUCUCAUGAACAUGUUUUCUGUCUUUUUUUUCUUUCUCUUUGUUAAAUCUUCUUUGGCUACAAUGUGUGUCAAAGUUUGAUAAUUCAGUAAGGUAACUAGAAAUGGCUUGCUUGUCACAAUAGAGAUCUUCUGCUGAUGUUAUGCCUAAGUGUUUGAAAUAAUAUUUGUUUUGUGUUUUUUAAAGGGUUUGAUCAAGAUCAGUGGUUUUGGACAAUGUAGCUUUUGAACUGUUUUUGAAGUGCGUCAGCUACUUUAACAUUGCUCUGUGUGGAUAUGUUGCUACCCUCUCUUCUACAGAGUUUGACAAAUAUUUGUAGAACUUAGAUGCCAAACAAAACUAUUCAAGCCAGUCAUGAGGAACAGGCAAACAGUUCUCUUUAAAAUACUGUGUCCAAAAAAGAAGGCAUCCCAAUCUAGCCACACAUUCAGAGAACAAGAUUAAACAAAACGUUCUAUAAUUUCACCAGUGGAAAAUAUUUGCCAUUUUAGCUAUUUCGACCUUCAAUGUGAAAUUUACUUAAACAUUUUUAGGGUUAUUCACUAAAGUGAGAUUUGUCAAGAAUGCACAGACCCUAUCUCAAAAAAUAUUUACAAAUCAAAUUUCAGGAUAUUUAAUGGUAUAUGAUGACUUCUGUGUUUGUUGUUUUACAUUGGGAUUGAGGGAUUUGUGUUGGUGUUAUUUAGAUUGAAGUUGUUCAAACAAAUCCCUUUAAGCAUAUAUUUACUAAAGCGUGAAUUGUGGUUAAUUUAUAUGCAAAUUGGUAAAUUGUUUCCAAAAUAAAUAGCUCUUCGCUUAAUUUGCCAAAAAUGUAAAAUUAUAAAUAAAUUAAAGUUCUUCUCUCAAUUUCCUCUAGUAUUAUUCGGCUGUUGUCAGUGACUCUGUAUUUCUUUUUAUUAUACAAAAAAUAAAAAAACUGAUUUCUCUUAAUUUUUUUUUUCUUUAAUACAAACUGCAUUCCCCUUUGUUGAAAGUUUUGUUCAGAUAUAAUUAAUUCUUUUUUUUAGUUUAUUACAUGGUAACUUCCCCUUUCCCUUUUUCUAAGGAAAAUAUUGUAAAGUUUAUUUUAUUUAAUUUAUUGCAAAUUACAAGAAUCUGAAUUUACAAUACACUUUUCAGUAUUUCUUAAAGGGAUACUACAUGGUGGAUUUACCUGCCACCCAUUCUUAAUAAAUUUUAUAUACAUCAUGCUUAAAACAACAACAACAAAAAAGCAAAUGUAGAAAAGACACUUCUAGAUUUCACACGUGCAGGUUUCCAGGGAUUUACAUUUUUUGGUAUCUUGCCUUCAGUCCUCUCACCUGCACUUAGACUUGGAUUAGUAAGGGUUUGGAUUGAAGAGGUACUUCUGGUCAAUUCUUAGCUCAUUUAUCUUUUCAGUGGGGGUAUAAAUGGAGUUAUUCUUAGUUGCUGAGAGUGUUUAAAGUUCAAUCAUUAUUGUUUCAACAAAAAAAGUCAAAUAAAAAUAAAAACUACUGUCCAAUGACACAUUAGGCUGUCUACAUAGGAAAGCAUUGCUGCAAAGCUUCCUAUGGGGAUUUUAUUACUCUGGGUGUUAUCAUGUAGAUUGUUGGGACGUCCAGCAUCAGUUAGGCAUCUAAAACUCACCCAGCAAGCAGGAAGUGCUUUUAGUGGCUAUCUGACAGCCACUAGAGAGAGUCUCAGUCAUGCAAUGUAAUUAUUGCAGUUUCUCUAAAAACAACUUGCAAAAGCUGUAGAUCAUUUUUCUGCAGCCUUUGUAAGCCAUUUCCGGUUUCCUCAGUCCAGCCUUUCUGUGGCUGUCCAAUCACAGACUUCCCUACUCCGCUCAAUGCGAAGUCUGUGCAAGGCAGGCGCUCUGGGUAAUUGCUGCCUCUUGAGUUUAGCUCCACUGACCUAAACUACCAGGAAGUAAAAGGACCAGUUGUUUGACAGCAGGGUGUAACAAGGUAUAAAAUGUCAAUUUCUUUUGAAAUCUGCAUUUCUUGUAAAAUGAAAAACAAAAACAAAGCACUCUCUUCACAUACAAAACACGUCAUCAAGCGAGUGCUUCAGGAGUCUGGAGUAUCCCUUUAAGAACAGAGUUGGUUGAGUCCAACCCUCUGUACUUACCUUCCUGUAAAACAACAAUACUCAUCCCUACCUUUAAUAUAUGACCGGAUCCUUCAGCCAUAUACAUGCACCUUGGCUCAGACAGUCUGUUUCACUAUCUGAACAGACGCAGAGAGGACCAUUGAGACUGUCGGUUUUCAAACACUGUCUGACCCAAGGUGCAUGUAUAUGGCUGAAGGAUCAUGUCAUAUACUAAAGGCAGCGGUUUGUUGUUCUCGUUUUUUAUAUAAACGUCAUUAAAAUAAAUCUAUUCCCUUUCAAAACUUGCUGAAAGAAUUAUUAUAUUAAAAUGAGGUGGCAUGUAUUAUUUAAGUAAUAUUCAAAGAAGUUUGCAAGAGUUUUCACUUCUCAGCAUGCCUGUCACAUAUUAGUCUAUUUAUAACUGUUCCGACAGAAAUGAAUGAUUUAAUAACCCAAAUAUUAAAUAAUACAAACAUCUCUACUGGUCACAAAAUAAAGAACUCUCCCCAUGCCUGCUGUAUUAUUAGCGGCUAUCCUGCGUUCAGUAAAUCAGCACCCACUCUCAGAGCGAUAAGACAUGCAUUGACAUUAGAAAGUGAAGUGAUUGGAAUGGGCCAUUGAUAAAAUUGUGCCAAGAGUCUAAUGUUAGAUCAUGUUUUCUUAUCCCUGUUUCCCAUAUAAAGAGCUGAUUUUAAUAUUUUCACCAUCCUCAGGUUUUACGGGUUAUUGCUGGGCUCGGUUUGCAUUCUUUACCUAUUGCCCUUGUGCUGGGUUCUGGCCAUUGUCAACACCACUGUUUUUCUGAGGAACGCAGACUUUUACAGAGGUAAGCAAAAAGCUUAAUGGAUCUUUAAUCAUACUGUCCAUUUAAGGUAAACUGUGUCUCUAUUAUUUAUGUAUUUAUGCCCAAACACUCAUGGGAAAAUAUAAAUGGAAUUCAAUCUGAGACCGCUUUAAAAGGUCACUCCAAAUCAUAAAAGCACCACUGUUUGAAGUAUUUUAGGGGUUAACGGUGUACCCUGUAGCUUUAUGUUACAAAUGCACAGAUUUGAAGAGAGAUUAGCACUUUUAUACCCCCCUCCCCUUUUGAUGAGACCUCUCUGGUGGUCACCUAGUCCUCUGCGAGAUUUCUCUUCCUUCUUCACAUGGAACGCUCAAGGUGGAAGUCAGGGAUUCUCUUAGAUGAACAUUUGUUUCUGUGCUUCUCUAGACAAAGGAUUGGAUUAACAUGUCUCACCACAGGGUAAGUAAUAGCAAGAGGACCAAGGAAUCUAAAUUAUAAACUAAACAGUCCAUGUUCUAAAUAAAAGCAAAAUGUUAUGCAUUGCAUUUCUUGAUGAAGAGCAGCACUCACAUUGCAUAGAGGGCAGCAGUAAGAUUAAUGGAACACCCCAGUAGUAAUAUUCACUAAAGUGAGACUUAUCAAGAACAUUGGGGUGUUCCUUUUAAUCUUACUGCCUCCCUAUAUGUCUUCUUCCCUAUACGCUGCUCUUAAUGUACUACUGGGGUGUCCCUUUAAUCUUACUGCUUCCCUAUAUGUAAUAUGAGCGGUGUUCUUCACCAAAAAAUGCAAUGCAUAACAUUUUGCUUGUCAUCGUUUUUAAUUUAAGGGGGGGGACAAAAAACAACAGAUUUUCAAAAUUAUGUAGCAUGAACUUGUGCUUUGUCAGGGGCCCCAAAAUUUCUGGUGGCGACCAUGUUGGUGCCUACAGUGUCCCUUUAAUCUGUAAAUUGAACUUAUAGAGAUGCAUUAGGUCUCUCUGAGACAGUGAUGCACUGAUUCAGUUAUUUCCCCUGUCUCUGGAUAUUUUGAAAGAAGUGUUUUGAAAUCUCUUAAAGCAAUCAUUGCUGCGAUCAAUGUGUCUUCUGCAGGUGCGAGGAGAGAAAAUGAUUUCAGAAUAUUAGAUAGCUGAGAAGUUUACCUUUUACCUGGAGAAGUUGAAAGGUGCUAAAUAAAAAAUAAUUUGCAUUUGUUACUUUUUUUUCCCCUUUGUGCUCUGCUAGUGUCACAUAAUCGUUACAGAUUAUAUUAUGUAUUUUCAGCACAUUGAGUAAGAUUAAUGAUCUAUUCUGUUUUGUAACUGGAUAUAAUAUUCCUCAAUCAAUAUUAAGUAAUGCAUGAUGUUCCUUUUCAUUUCGCAUUACUCAUUCGAUAUAUUUUACUAAUUUGAUUAGCAUUAACAUGACUUGGGUAACUUUUGAUUCUCUACUACCCAUUAACUUUCUUCAAAAUGAAUUGCUAUGUCAAACUCUAUUGUUAAGGGUGACUGGCUGAAAUAUCUCAGGUUAGCUUUAUUUUAAACGUAUUUGAAACUAUUAGUUUAGUUUUAUGAGAAUGUCUCUUAAAGAGCUAUUCCAAGCAUCAUAACCAAUACAGCUCGCUAGGAGUAUCCUGGUGCUAUUCCCUGAUAAUGGAGCAAUUCCAGGCUCCCACUGGGUGGAGAGGCUUCUCUAAUGCCAGUUGAUGCGUAUCUGGCUUCUGAAGGGCUACAGAAACCGAAUGCCGAUCCUGGCGUCAUUCAUUUACUGCGCGCAUCAAGUGAGUUCUCUUGGCCAAUGAAUGACCCUCCCCCCCCAUGCAAAUAGUAUUCACAUAAUUAACGUAAGCCAGCCUGGAACUCUCCUUGGGGCAGACUGAUGAUGCUGCUGGGGAUAGGUAUAGUCUGUCAGUAACAAAAAAUAUCUCCAUAUAUGCAGUGUUUUAAACUGAAAUGCACCAUAGCCACUUCAAAACACUGAAUUGCUGAUGGUGCCAGGAGUAACCAUUUAAAGAAAUGCUUAAUCAAAUAGGAGGGCACUUGAUGUGAACUUGUUCUAACCUUUUGCUGUUUUCUCUGUCUGAACAUAUAAUUUAAAAGACCACUAUCAGGGCCGGACUGGGAGAAAAAUUCGGCCCGGGUAUUUUUUUAUUACAGCGGCCCACUAAGAAGGGGGCGGGGCAGAGAGGGUGUGUUUCGCCGUCACCAAUGACAAACAUGCCCCCUGUCAAAGUGAGCAUGUUGGUUCAGUGCUCUUCCAGGGCAGACCAUGUGCAGAACUCUGCUAAAGAGCUCUAGCAUGAGAAAAAUGCCCUGUAUUUGUUCUGCACAGUGCAAGCAAAUUUAAUAACAUGCUUGCACUCUGUUUCCUUGCAACUUGUCUCUGGUGUCUCUAUAAAUGGAUACCAGGAGACAAAAAGGCCAGGAAAGAGUAUUAUGCAUGUGUUCGGAGCCUGCUUGUGGGAUUGCGUGUGUGUAGAGUGAGCUGAUUGUGGUGUGGUAUUGUGUAAUAAGGUCGGUUUUAGUCGUGUUGUGUUUUUGGUGUAGUGUAAUGUAAUGCAUAUGUGGCUAGGGGAUGUAGUAAGUGUGUGCAUACAGGCUAUAGUGUGUGUGUGUGUGUAUAGGUGAUGUAGUGUUUGUAGGGGUUGUAGAGAGUGUGUGUUUAGGGGUAUAGUAUGUGUUUGUUUACAAUGAAUCUAGUGUGUUUAUAAGAGAUCCAGAGUGUGUAUUUUAGGAAUGUAGUGUGUGUGGGUGGUGCAGUGUGUGUAUACAGGAGUCUAGUGUGUGUUUGAAGGACCCAAAAUGUGUAGGAGAUCUAGUGAGUGUGUGUGUGUGUGUGUGUAUAUAUAACGGAUUCAGAGUGUAUAAAGGGAUCUAGUGCGUGUAUAUGAUCCAGAGUUAGGUAAGGGAUCUAGUGUGUGUCUGGAAUGUAAUGUGUUUAGGAGUGCAGUAUGUGUGUGAGGGGUGCUGUAGUAUAUAAUAUAAAUAUGUUCGGUAUUGUGUGUGUGUUUGGUGCAGUGUGUAUGUGUGAGGGAUGCAGUGGGUGUCUGAGAGGGAUGUAGUGUGUAUGUGAAGGGUGCAGUAUGUGUGUGUGAUGGAUGCUGUGUUUGAGGGGUGAUGUGUGUGGGUGCUGUGUGUGAGGGUGCUGUUUAUGAUGUGUGUGUGUGUGUGUGUGUGUGUGAGAGGGCUGUGUGUGAGAGGGCUAAGUGAGAAAGUGCUGGGUGGUGUGUGUGAUGGGUGUGAGGGUGCUGUGUGUGAUGGGUGAGAGUGCUGUGUUGUGUGAGAGUGCUGUGGGUGAUGUGUGUGUGUGUGUGUGUGAGAGGGCUGUGUGUGAUGGGUGUGAGAGUGCUAUGUGUGAGAGGGCUGUGUGUGAUGGGUGUGAGAGUUCUGUGUUGUGUGAAAGUGAUGGGUGUGAGAGUGCUGUGUGAGUGCUGAGAGUGAUGUGUGAGUGCUGUGUGUGAAUGUUAGAAGGGACUGAGUGUUUGAGGUGGGGAUAAAAUUUAAAAAAGCACGCAUUAUAUCCCCUGCCUGGGAGGAGGGGACCGGCACGCUGGUACCUGGGAGAGAGUGGGAUGGGGCCGGCAAUCCUUGGCAAGCGCUGGAUCUCGCGAGAGGAACCUGGCGGUCCUCCUCUCCCUCCCUAGCCGCAGGUCUAUGAAAGUGGCCGGUGAGAGAGAUCUUUGAUCUCCCCACCGGCCCUCCAUGGAAUACAGUGGGGCCGGUGCUCUGAUAGUGCAUAGUCCGGCAGGGGAUGUCCUGUGAUCUCCCCUGCUGGCCUCUGCCCAUGGCCACCGCAGCCCACCGGGCAUUUACCCAGUGUGCCCGAUGGCUAGUCCGGCCCUGACCACUAUAGUGCCAGGAAAACAAACUUGUUUUCUUGGCACUAUAGUGUUAAUAUGUCCCUCCCGCCGGGCUGAAGUGGGAGGAAAGGGUUAAAAUCUUACCUUUCUCCAGCACCGGGCUCCCUCGGCGCUGGGGACUCUCCUUCUCCUUCUGUCAUCAUUGGCUGCGCAUGCGCAGCAAGAGUCGUGCGCGCAUUCAGUCAGUCCAUAGGAAAGCAUUUUCAAUGCUUUCCUAUAGACGCUGGCGUCUUCUCACUGUGAAAAUCACAGUGAGAAGCGUGGAAGCGCCUCUAGCGGCUGUCAAUGAGACACCCACUAGAGGCUGGAUUAACCCAUUUGUAAACAUAGCAGUUUCUCUGAAACUGCUGUUUACAGCAAAAAGGGUUAAACCUAAAGGGACCAGGCACCCAGACCACUUCAUUAAGCUGAAGUGGUCUGGGUUCCUAUAGUGGUCCUUUCAUAAUGGCACGUGUCCUUCCUGGCACUCUUUCUUUACUUUUAGACACAAUGCUUUUUACCUGUGUUUGUUUGUUUUUUACUUUGCUUCCUUGUAGAUUAUUUGUGCAAAUGUAUACUAGGAGUUGUGGGGUUAUGGUUCCUGCACAGCUGCUCAUGGCUGCCAUAUAUUAGUGUUUAUGUCUAUGCUGAUGGUCAAAGAAGACAUUUGUGACUUGUAAUCUGUACUGAGGGCAACCUCUGGCACUCCAUGUGUGGUGGACUACAUCUCUCAUUAUGCUUUGCCAACAUUAUGGUAGACCUGGUCCAUAACCUCUGGAGUGCCAAAGGUUGCCAACCCUGGUUCUAGACUUUGAAAAAUGUUUUUGAUUUGUUUUUCCUCAUAAAGUGACCCCAAUUUAAGUUUGACAUGUCAGUGCUAUUUAAAGAAGCACUAUAAGCCCAAUUAACAUGGCAAUGGUCUGUAGUGGUUAUGGUUUCAGGAGUUCUCUGUCUAAUAAAGUAUUAUACUGGGAACCCUCUGGUUCCGUCUGUCCUUCCAGACCACUUUGGACAUUCUUUGACUUGGUGCGUCAGUUCACUUACGUUCCUAAGGAAGUUUGAUUACAAGGGUCCUUAUUACACCUUCCAUCAAAGAAUAUUCAUUGGAAGGAGAUGGUUAGAGCGGUUAGAACUGGGAAAUCUAAAAUCAAAUGCCCAGCAGACCACCUUACCAGUGAGUGUCCUUGAGUCAGACACCUAAUGAUGUACAUCCACCUACCUCAAAUCCUCAUCGAAUGUAAGCAUUUUCCACUUUUUUGAGUAGCUGGCCAAACCAUUGUAUUUAUAGAAAGUAAGCUAGAUGCUUACAUUCUGGAAGUGACAUUCCACCAUUAGCCAGGGUAAACACAGUUUGUGUGCAUUUAUAAUACUUUGUGCUCAAAUAGGUUCUCUCAUACAAUGCAUUGCUUUUAUUGUUUUAUUUAUUAUUUUAUUGCUCGCCUUCAAGAUUUCUCAAGGGCUGCACCGUUCAUGUGUAACUCGCUUCCCUCCUCCGUUAGAUGCUCACCCAGUCCCCACUCCUUAAAAAAAAUCGUUAAAAACCCACUUCUUCAUAAAAGCGUAUCAAUUAAACUGUUAAUAGCUCCUGACUGAUUCCUCUUCUGCAACUGUCACUAGUCUAGUACUAUCCUUACCUUUUGUCUCACUUUACCCCACUCCCUCUAGCAUGUAAGCUCAUUGAGCAAGGCCUUCAACCCCUCUGUUCCUGUGUGUCCAACUUGUCUGGUUACAACUACAUGUCUGUUCGUCCACCCAUUGUAAAGCGCUGCGGAAUUUGACGGUGCUCUAUAAAUAUCAUAAUAAUUGUAGCGAAGGCUAGAACGUCUGUUACUCUGUGCAAUUAAAUUCUUGCAAUACAAAAGAAAUACACCAGAUGGCAGGCCUGUCACUCUAACCAGUUUUGGAAAUUGGGGAAAAACUGUUUUUUACAGCAAAUGCAUUUUUUCCCCUUCUGCCUUUGUCUCUAUUUUGAUUUGUUCUAUACAGUCUUUUUAUGAUAUAAUAUAAACAUGUUGUACAGGACGUUACUCUUCACUUAUUUUUUUAUUUCCUACUUCAUAUUUUAAAAUCUGUACUGCUAAUCCAGGCAAACUCAGUUUCCCAAUGGUUGAUUCAGUCAAAUCGCUGUAUUCUUAUACCUGCUGGAGGAUGCCUCCCUGAUCUUUCAUGAGUUCCUACACACGCUAAGCACAUUAACCAAUAUAGGGUAUUGUAGUGGUUUUGGUACAAGGUGUUUUUUUUCCUCUUUGUUUGACAAAAAAUACAAAACUGGACACUCAGACUGCUCACAACCUCUUCUGCCACUAAUACUUCUCCAUUAUAAAUACAAAGCUGGCUGUCAGUGAUAGGCUGUGAUUGCAGGGUUUUCUCAAAAUACGCUUGUCCAAGAGGUCCUGAUGUUUAUUGUAUCCAACACCACAAGGUUCAGUAGGAUAUAUACCGGCUGGUUAGAGCAGUGGUAAAGUGAACUCUGUUCUAAAGCAGUGACCUUGCUUAUCAGUAAGUGACCUUGGGACACCUAUAUCAAAUCCUCAUAGAUUGUAAGAUUGUUUGAGCAGGGCCUUCUUCACCUUUAAUGUCCACUUUCUAUAAUAUGUUUAAGCUAUGAUAAUAAUAAUAUUUUUUAAUAGAAUUAUAGGACAUCUAUCAUCAUGGGACCAAAGGUGUUCAGAAAGCAUGUGAAGUGCUCGGCUGAUCUCCUUUUAUGCAUUUUGAAAAAGAUUUUUGUGUGCCAAGAUAUGGAUGACAUCUUUAAGGUUCAGAAUUAAAAGUAUCUAUCUAUCGAUCUAUCUCCUGUCCUGGUACCUUUAUUUGCUUUGACAGCAUUUAAUGUUGAAUGUGUAUGUGGUGGAGCAUUAUGGAGGGGGUUGUCAAGCCAAUAAACCUGGCUGAAAAAUAAAUUCUUGAACAGACACGAUAUAAAGUUUAGAAGAAAUGCAUAUUAUAAAAAAGUGUUUAUUUUAUACAUUUAUUAAUAGGAGUACAAACAUACAGUGUAUUGUGGUUAGAAACUCAAACGAAAACUUUCAAGCCAUUUUGGUUAUAUUCAAAUGUUAAUAGAGGCGUUGGCUUGAUCUUUAAAUUUCAUGUUUCCAACUGUUGUGCAUUUUGGCAACCAUCAUUGGCUGGCUGACUUGUUAACACAUCAGCUGUCCUUCCUUGUUAAAGUACCCUCCUUCUGAUGUUCAUAACACGGUUGUGGCUUGGGUUAUUAACAUGUUUCGGUCUGCAACCCCUCCACCUCCUGUCUCAUUUUUUUGCACAGUAAGUUUAAGAGGUGUGAAAUGUGCCCCUGUAUUAUAGAUUAUAGCACUCUUGGCCUGGAAUAUAUUGGUGUUUUUAAAAUAAUAUAAAAAAACAACAAUUUAGUUAAAUGAGAAGACUAUAUAAUUUUAAUCUUCCAAUAUAGUUUUGUGAUUUAAAAUAUGACUGAAAAAAAUACACUUGUCUUUGGUAGCCAUUAAAAAGUAUUGUUUUAUUAAAACAUGGUUCUUAGAUAAAAGAAUGCAAACAUUCACAGGGUGUAUAAUUAACUCGUCCUCAAAAUAAGCACUUGGGUAUAUACAGUGUGUUACAUAGCAGCAUGUAUAGAACACCCACGCCUUGGAUUGCAGUAAGCCUCAGAAAGAUGGAAUAACACAUUUGUGCUAAGUGGACACCAAUGUGCUACCAUGGACCAUUACAUAUUUCUAUACUAAUCUGGUUAUCUUUUGUGAACACCACAUUAAUUAAAUUACCCUCCUGACUUCAGAUUAAGGUACCUGUGAAGAACUGCCAGUCCCGUUAUUUUGUACAUGCUCUUUGUUUUAGUGCAAAUACUAUUGGGCAGAACAGUAUGUGCAGUAUGUAUAAGGUGACACAGUACCUAUGGGGUUUUUCCAUUUUUCGCUAAAACCAUACAUUUGGCAUCCCUUGCUUGAUCCCUUUAAGUACCAAGGCUUGCAUGAUGUAAAUAAUCAGCUGAGUAGGAGACGCUAUUACAGGAUACAAAUACGCUCUAUGUUUUAAUGUUUGAGGGUUGUUAGGACGACAUGUUUGAGGGUUUAUUCAGUAAACAGAGAAUUGGGUGAAUUUGGUCUCUGUUUACUGAAAGCAUUACUUGCUCUAACAGCAGUCUAUUUGAUUAGAUACAUUUGAAUUGUUUAGCAUGUUAUUGUGGACAUGAAAAAUCCCUACAGCCCUUUUGUGUGUCCUUUUUUCCCUUUACUGUUUCUCGAGCCCCAGCCUUUCCAAGCUACGUAGCGAAGACAGAUGUUUCAAUUUGUAAACUGGAACAAAAAUUGCAUCCAUUUUACUUUUGGCAUUGGAGCGUCCCUGGGACAGACACAUUUAUAUCCAAUGUGGAAAAAGCAGGAUGAUGCGAACACCGCUACUGUGAGGUCUUGUUUGUAGCUGUUGCUCAGAUGGUGAAUUUGGGUUGAGUUUCUGACUGUGCCUCAGAUGGUGAUUUCAAGUGUCAGUUCUUGGACGAAAUCUGAAUCUGCAGACAAUAAUGGUGUUUAUGUGUGUUAAUAAGACAUGGCUGUCCUAUUAUGCUUCCCAUCUGGCCAGUUCUUUAAUACUUGAUGGAACCUUCUGCAAUUAGUCCAUAUGUCACAUCCUGCAGAGAAAACCAUUAGCGAUGGACUGAAACAUGCAUUGCUAUGUUUAUUGAGAAUGCUGGUGUCGUACUAAAUUUUCUGACCUGGAACUGGUGAGACAGCAGAUGUCUUAUGGCUAGCUGCUUAUUUUGUUCCAUUGAGUCUAAAAUGUGAUUUUACUAAUCAUGGCAUCUAUCUCACUUUUAUUUCCUAAGGUAAUAUUAACAACCAGCUAAUAUAAAUAUUAGUACAUGCUUGACUUGCAGGGAUUUUUUUUUUUUUUUUUUAAUUUGGCAUAUCUGGGAUAAGUGUUCUGGAGAUAUAGCACACCUGAGUCUUCCAACCCCCCUCCCUCUUAAAAUCCUGGUAGUUCCUUGAACUUUACCAAGAUUGAGGGUGUAGUUUGAAAUAGUUUAUCAAACCCUUUUUUUUUUUUUUUGCAAUAGAAUACUUGUUAUGGAAUUAUAUUUUUUAUUUAUUUUUUAUAAAUUUGGCAUUGACGGUUCUAGAUUGUAAAACCUCAAAUUGAAAGGGGAUUUCUGUGUGUGCAUCUUCAGUUUUCUUCUCCACGGUCCUCCUAAAUAAAUUUGUUUAGCUGUAUUAUAUUUUUGCUGCAAUCUGAAUUGUACACCGUUGUCCUUAAUUCAGUAGAUUUUAUUAAUCUCUCUUACUAAAUGACCCAAAGUAAAUAAAUGUUCCUCCACUGAUCUUGAGGUAUGCUGCCUGGGAACUUCUAAAAUUAAUCAAAGAGUGAUACAUUUAAAAAAUAUUAACUCAUGGGAUAAACAAACCAGCUGCAUGGUUUUAUGGAUUGUGACUUUAAUUUAAAUGUGAAAAAAUGUUGUGAAAUUUUUUUAAGAGUUGUUACCAAGCCUAUUUUUGUGGUUCUUGAGAAACAAUGGAAAAUAACAGUUUUAUUUGUAUUGAUAUAAUGGUAUAAAAUGUAAUGGCUAUUGGUUUUAAAAGAAUUAAGGAUGUUUCCUGUCCAGUGAUCAUUGAUCACGCUAAUGAGAAAGCAGCAUGUCUAUGUAAUUCAUUGUUUAGCAGCAAAUUAGAUUUCUGGCUCUUGUUCAUUGUAUGUGCAGCAGCUAAACCUUCCCAAACCAGAGUGUCUUCUUUUUGGUCGUAGGUGCAAAUGGAACAGGGAGUUUAGGGAAGCAGCACUUUACAGAUAAAAUCCAUGUGUAGAAUCCAAUGGAACAAUAUAAAAGAAAAAAGAACAAAUGGGAGAGUAAUACAAAUAUAGGGUAGUAUGUCUAAAAGAAGUAGAGGCAAAAACAAAGAAAAGUAUUGCACUCACACUUUUCUGGAGCUCUAAAUCAUUUUCAGAUCACUGCUUUUGGACAGUAUAAUCCCUGUCUUCUUUGAACAUCUUUUAUUGGAGAAGUUGCAUCUCACAUUCUCGGGUGGGGGACAUACCACCUAUUCUUUUAACGAUUGAGCAAUAUUUGUCUGCUCAUCCAUUGUGAGUAUAUCUCCUUUUUAUUUAUUAUUAUUUUUUUUUUUUAAAAAGAGAGCACUAUUUUCUAUUAUUUCUAUAUUCUCCGCAUAUCACUGGAGCAUCAUCCUAGAUACACAACGUGGAUUAUUGGCAUAAAUACACGAUACCAGAGGGGAUCAGGACCAUCUAUAUAUCCACAGACUGGGAUUAUACCAUCCAAACGCUCCCCGUUCCCAUGUAAUUCACUAACUCCACUUUGAUUUUGCUACAUACAUUCUUCAAAUGUGACAAAAAUCUGACCACUGCUCAUUGUAAAAGUAAAAAAUGGAACACUAAAGUACUUCCUAGAUCUAUCGUUAACAUCUGCAUGGUCGGACUUGCUGUAGGAUACUAUCCCAUUUAAAGGAAUCUAUAGUAUUAGGAUUGCAAAGUUGUAUUCCUAACACUAUAGUGCCCUUUGGUUUCCCUCUCCCUCGCAGCCCACCUCAGGCACCCGUAUCCAGCACUGAUGUCCCUCAGUGAUGGUUUGGGGUUCCUAAUCCUCCUAUGUCAUCCAGUGGGGAGACCUAAUGAGCAUUUUGUACAACCGCAUUAGGCCCUCUCGAUAGAAGCUUUGCCUAAGUGCUUUCCUAUGGAGAUUUCACAGAUGCUGGAUGUCCUCAUGCAUUUAGGGAACCAGAGUCCGGUAAACUCCCAGAAGUGGUUGUCUGGUAGAUGGCUACUAGAGGCAGGCUUACUACAGCAAUAUAAACAUUGCUGUUUCUCAAAAACUACAAUUUUUUACAUUACAUGACUAAUGGAGACAGGGACAUUGCACUGAGCUGUAGUGGUCUGGCUACCACAGUGUCCCUUUUAACUUCUGAAUCCGAGAGACUUGAUUCCAAAGUGGCUUUAUUACAAAUGAUAGCUGGCUAACUGCCAGUUACCGUGGACUGUACUCUACUAAAUGUAGUCCACAACAUCCACACUGCCAAAGAGUUGCCCAUCUUUUCUUUGGUGAGUACCAAGAGUUAUGACCAAUGCUAACACAAGAGUAAAUGUAUGGCAGAGUGGAAUAUGUAUGCAGAUUCCUCUGACACAGUGUACUGCAUUUUGCAAGUUACGUGAUGUAGCAGUCUGCUACAUCGAUAUUGCAGUACUAUGCUAAUUGUAUCUCUAUAUUCAUAUGAGAAGAUUUGAUAUAUUAUUUUUUACUCGGGCAUACAGUAAACUUUAUAGGAUGUAAUUUUUUGUAUAACAAUAUGAGUCCUUGGUACUGAUUUGGUAGCACAUAUGGUGCUGCUAUAAAUUUGGACCUUCAGAGUGGGCAUGCUGUGUGAGACGUGUUGCAACUUCACAAAUGCCUGCCAACUUUUAUUUAGGAAGAAGAAAAAAACGAUGAAAUCUGAAGACACUUUCAAGCAUUUUCUAACUUUUAUGGCUGCCUUUCGUGACUCAUUAAGUGUGCUCCACUGUAAUCAGUCCUUAAUUUAACUGUGAACUUUGAUAACCUAUUUUGAUUCCGAAGGGGACAUGAACUCUGAGUGUAGACAGAAAGCAGCCUGGGAGGGUGCAAUGUAUCAUCCAGGAUUGAUCAAGCCAAAUAGGAGGAUAUUUGGAAGAUUGAGUCAUGUUUAUGUUUGUACUAAUUUUGAAGAAAGAUAAGGAUGCUUAAGAAUGCUGCGGUAGUAUUUGCCAGUUGCUUUAAUGUUUGUUGGCAGUACUGUGAACUGGAUUUAAACCAGUAAUAUAUUUAAAAAAAAGAAGAGCAGACAAGUAGCUUUUUAUAUAAAUUGUUUUAUAAAAGAGAACAAAUAUGCUUAUUUUUUUUACUAAAAAUGAAUAUGAGCUAUUUUGACUGGGGAUGUAUGUUGUUGCUAGUUCACUGUUGUAUCUAUGAAUUGGUUUUGAAGAGGUCCUAUCAUUCUGUGCCAUUAGUGAAGAAGUUAUAAUUACUAGUGAGUAAUGUAUAAUUUGUCUCCAGAAGUGUGUGCUGUGUCUAACUCUCUAUCCAGGAAGAUAAGUCACAGAAAACAGUAACCCUAAGGAAUUCCCACGGCUAAUAUCAGUAUUGCUAUCAGCAGAUGGAUCCCUAGUUUAAAGGUACACAAUGUGUAUUCCUGACACUAUAGUGUUAAAAGUAUAAUUUAGGUGGCUGCUCCCACAUUUGCCCCCUUUAUUCCAGCACCGUGUGUGCUAGUUCUGCCUUAUGACUGAGAUCAUCGGAAUUGAAGAUCUCCGCCAAACCAAUAUUUUCCCUUAAAAAAGCAAGCCACAUUGUGCCAAUCAGCAUCUCCUCAUAGAGAUGCAUUAAGUCAACAUUGGAUAGAGCGGCAGCACUGUAACAUGGCGGUGCAAUAUAAAAGCAAAUACAAACAUUCGACAUGAAGUCCGGUGCUUAAACUCCAAGGAUUACAGUAAUCAUCAGCCCAAAUACAUAGAACAGAAAUCAAAAAGGUUACCUGCACUCUAUCCGCAACGCAUUCAAAUAAUAUAGAAGUCUGAUUUCUGCAUUGUCCAAAAAAAUAUUUUUUUAGAUUUUGUUCAUGUUUUGCUUUCAAAUCUCUCAAUGUUUCAAACAUCAUAAAGUUGAUUUAAUCUACAGUUAAGAAUAUUUUUUUUUUUUUUUUUAUGGUUCGGUUCAUGAUUAAUUUAUGGACCUAUUUGACCUUUCAUGGUUUGACCCAACUUCUCAUGACUCUGUUCAUCAUAUGCAUGGGAAAUUCUCAAGUGCAUAGUCUGGGCUAGACUCCUUCAUAUGCUGGUUUUGAUUUACGAGACCAAUGUUUUCAGACACUUGCAUCUUACAAUUGGUUGUUCUGUGUAGUACUUAACAGUUGACAUAUGUUCUUAGAUAAUUAUUUACGGAUAUUUUUAAGAACUGACAAACAUUAAGAUCUAUUUAGUUACAUCUGAACUGCUGUUACCCAGUGUGAAAGGAUUAUGACUACGGGCCCUCUGCCGGCAUCACCUUGACUUAUUAUGAAAGUGUUUGGUUUUAUAUAAAAUCUAAUUUAUAAUUGUAACAUGUUUUAGAUAUGUAUUCUCUGCUCACAAAAAAAAAAAUCUAUUAUUUAAGUCUUAAUGUAUAGUUAUGUCCUCUUGUUCAGUUGUAGCAGAAUACAGAGCAUCUUUGCAACAGAGAAGCAACACUGAGAAUUCAACUUUAAAGUCAUUGCAAGAAACUCAAGAGGCAGAAAGCGGCCCCGUUUCUGAUCGCUCCCCCACACCACUUCACACCACCUCCGAGGUAUGUUCUACUCAAUGCGUUGUGUAUAUAUUAGAGUUUUGAGAUUGUGUAAGCAAAUUAAAUCUGAUUCUUUUAAGUUGGACAAGUACUUGAAUAUCACAUCUACUCAGUGGUGACUCGAGGUACAUUAUAUGUGGUGGUGGGGGGGGGCAUAAUUUAACACAGUCAAAAUUGCGGGGUGCACUAAUAACUUCAAAGGGGCGUGGGGUAACGUACUGUCAUUGGCUGUCUGGUGCCAGUUUUUUUGCUGGCAUCAGAUAACACAUUUGCACAGAAUACACGUUACCCACUCAGUCUUGUUCUGGGCUGGCUAAUGACACUUCUUAAUUGUGACCUUUAAUGUGUUUAGCGAAUAACUCCUCUAACUCCUGUUAUCUUCAUGUGGGAUUGCUAUAUUUUUAAGGACACCAAAUCAGGGAGCUGUGUACUAAACAGUGCCUUAUUUUAAUAUAUAAAUCCCACCAAUGUAGGAAUUUAUCUACUAAACAGCUUAAAGAUCAAAUCUAAGAAAAACAAAGUUGUUUAGUAGAUAUUUACUUAUGUGGGAUUUCCAUGUUUAGGGACACCAAAUAAGGGAGCUAUCUACUAAACAUACACGUUUUCAUGCAUACACACGCACAGAAAUACAGAUGCACAUUAUAACCUUGACCAACACACACCGUUUCACAGACAAACACCCACAUAAUCACAAACAUACUCACUCAUAAACACAGACAUACACAUCAUCCAACACAUUCAUACACACAAACACUUUUAAAGAAUCUACACAGCCUCCCUUACUUGCUCUGGGAGAGCUGGAGUCCGCCCUCUCCCUGGUGGCAAUUGGUUAAUGCUGGGAUCGCUUUGCUCUUCCUGCAUAGCUACCAUGUGCGCCCUCUAGUGAUGCUGAUGCCAGAAUAUGACAUUCUAUCCCGGCUGCCGGCACACAGCAGGGCGCAUGAGGAAGCUGUGCAGGAAAAGCAUAGGAAGUAUGAGCCUUCCUCGCAGUCUGCACUCCCCUCCAAUCUGGACUUCUUCUUUAUAUAUUUUGGCACAGUAGGCACAUGCCCUUUGGGAAUGCAAGUUUAGUUUGCGGUUGGUUGGCUCUCUAGAAGGGGGACAGUGUGCCACCUGGGGGGGGAAAUUUACACCACCCUAAGCCCCCGUAUCCCCCUGAGGCAACGCCAUAGCAUCUUCCUAUUCCAAGAUGGGACUCUCAAAAGAUUUAAACAGACAAAUGUUUCCAAUACUCUGAAAUUGUGGGAUGCCAUGCAUAUUAUUUGAUGGCAUUAAAUUGUGUGCAUCUAUCUGUGGCAGCCAUAUUUCCAGUUGUACCUCUAUGGCAGCAAUAUAUGUAUAUAAUUCCUAGCUAUAUAGCUUUCACAAUAUACGGAUGGAAUUGUUUAAUCUGUAAAGGGACAUCAUGUAGGUUUUUGUUUUACUGGUCAGUUGUAACCCUUAUCUUAUCUCAACCAUGAUGCUGAUUGUGUGCUAGAAUCCAGAGAAAGCAUAGAGUUCCAAAAAACAUAGUAGUUAUGACUAAUUUAUAUAGAAUAUCAGGCAUUAUUCCCCAAAUGUAUCUCAUCAAGGUUCCACAUUAUGUGCCUUUUUUUAUUUUCUUAGUUUUUAGACUUCACUGUUUUCCAAUUUUUGUUUUUUUUCUAUUUUUCUGAUUUGGGGAAUGGGGGACCUUGCUCUAAGUUAAUACAAUUUAAUAAUGAUAACAUUAAUAAAAAAAAAGUCAAUUUCUGCAGAGAUGGAGAAAGCUCAUUUGUGCCAACGGUCUACUGAUGUGAGGGUUAAAAUUACUUUCCACAUAUCUGUGAUCUGAAAUGUGUUUGUGGUGUGCUUUAAUUGUAUGUAAAUCUAAGAGAGGGCUUACCAUGCAAUAUAUUCUCUCGCAAUGCUUCUCCCUCUUUCUAGGAGCUCCAUAUUGUUGGUGUGUGGUGUGAGGUCCACAGAAACUAAUACUCCCAGUAAUGUGUCUUUAAACUACAAUAAAGCUGUUUAGAAAUCAGUCUGAGUAAGAUACACUGCUCAUGUUCUGAGUUGCAUUUUAGUUGCAUUAAUUGUUAUUAGUAAGUCACUUAGAAUUUCUCAGAACAGCCUGCCCCUGGCCACACCCCCACUCACACCCUUAAAAUGUAUCCCUCUUUGAUUAUUUUAAAUUUUGGGACAAAUGCCAUAAAGCAGCACUAUCGUGUGCUCACUGGGUCAAUACUUGCUGCCCCUCAAUUGGGCUAUAUACGGCUGCAAAAGGACCACUUUAAAUAGCAUUCUCUUACUGCUCAUCUCAUAACUCAGUCUGCGGUGAGAUGUUUUGUGGGUUCAUAUUUUGCUGUGUAGGUUCUAUAUUGGGGUGCAGUGCGCCCCAACUCCUACAUUCCAUAUUUCACUCGUAAAACUAAUGCCAUGUGUUUUGUUUUUGUUUUUUUAUUUUGUUUUCCACAAAAUAAUUUUUUUUUAAAAUGUAUUUAUUUUGUUUUUGUGAAUCAACAUUUUAAACAUUAAAUGCAACACUAUGUUUUUCAUUUAGGAAAUGUGUUAUAGGUCUCUGUUAUCUCAGUAGUAUUUAGGUGUAUGAUACUUUAUGUAUUUACUCUAUGCACACCUGCACCUAUAUAUUCACUCAAUUAUUUGAACACUUUGAAGAUUCGUUCUCAUUGUAUACAUAGCAGUAAGGGGACUCUCUAAAUUGGUAGUAAUGGUUGCAUAUACUUGUCUGUUCCAAGAGAAGCAAGCAAAAGUAUUUAUUUUAAUCCUUCCAAAAUGCUUUUAGGUGUACUUAAAUUUUAAAUGACUGCUUAGUACCCCAACCUCCCUCCUUCCCCUUUCAAUGUAGAAUGGCAUUCAAUUUGCCGUACAAUUUUAGAUAUGUCUUUAGCUAAGUGGUUUGAAAGCUAACAUUUCAGAAUGUGUUGUGCAUUAUGAAACUUUACAUUUUGAUAGAUUCUACCAACUUUUAUUUAAUUCCCCAGCAAUGUCAUUGUAUUCAGGUCACUGUAGAAUAAUCAUGUAAAAAAAAAAACACAGUUGUGAGAUGAGUAAGCGGCCAUUAAGUCUUCACUUUUCUUGGAUAUAUUAUUUCCUAUAUAUUUCAGUGUGUACAACUUAAGAAUGCUGUUCGUUUACAUUUCAUUAAUUCUGUGUGGGAUUUGUUCAAUAUUCCACACAUUCCAUUUGCGAUCCCUGGACAAUAACUGCGUCCCAUUCCUCAAUACAAGUACUAGGGUUACCUACCAUCUGGUAACUUGGAGGAAGACCUUGAAAUAUCACAGAGUCUCAUUUGCAUUAAAAUUGGAUAUAAUCUGCUAAACCAGACACAGCCUGGCAGAGUCGGUGGGCUUUGUCAACGUUUUGGCCCUGAGCCCAAGUUUGCUUUGCAGCCAGAGAUAUUUAAUUUAUCUUUACAAUGAAUGUGUUUUAGGAACUAACUUCACAUGAGUUCAACUGAGCCUGUUUUGGUCAUUUUGCUUAUUAUAAUCCUUAACAUUUGUUUUUCCCUUUCAUUGUUACUUUUUUUUUCUCGAUUUUAUUCUAAGAAUGAUUUCUUCCCUUUUUAAAAAUAUUUUCUAUUCUUCUGUCUCCUCCUGCAUUUUCUGUCUCCUCAGUUCUCCUCCUGCUUGGACGGUCCAGGUUUUACAAGCCAUACACUGGUAGGAUUUCAUGGAGCUACCAUACCGCUUCCUGUUGGAAUGUUAACUAUUUUUUUUUUAAUUCCAACAGCCUUUGAAACAACUGAAACGCAACAAGGUGUCAUACUUUCAUUACAAUAUGAGCAUAAUGAUGCCAAGGCAGACUAUUGUAUAUGGUUGCACAUUAGUGGGGUUAUUCGCUAAACCUGGAAUUUUAAAUAAUUGGAAUUGUGAGGAAUUAAAAGUUUUAGGAAAAUCUACUUGAACUUGUUUCCGCCAGAUCUAUUUGUCCUAAGAACUCAAUGUGUGUGUGUGUGCGCGCGCGCGUGAGCGUCACACACAAUAUGCAGUAUGCAUGAAAAUGUGGGAGAGGUCAUCUGGCCUAUUUUUACCCCUCUCCACUUUCCUCUGGGCAUUCUGCCAGAAGUGUGUGUGUCUGUCGUAAAAUGUUCCUAUGCCCUCAGCCUGUAGGGAAUGUUUCCUUCAUUAGACAGGUGCAAGGAGCUUUUCUAGCAAGUUUCGAAAAGCUGAGCACCUUGGGGUGGAUAUCUACUUGUUUAAUUUUGUUUACCUCUUUUUGGAAAUUAACACACUGAAAAAUAAGGAUAAAUUCCACCUGGGUGCACCAACUUUAUUUCCCAACAGAUCAAUUAGAAUAGAAAACCUGGGAACACGGAGUGGUAUCCAAAAUAGCAGAAUUUAUUUCAGGAACAUCAAUGUUUCGGUCAAUUUAUGGGCAUUUAUCAAAGCUAAUGAGAUCCAAAACCCAUGCAUUUAUCAUGAAAACCAUAACCAAUGACUACCUCACCAGGUGGAGACGGUUAGUGCACUUCAGACUGAAAGGUGGCAUCGAGCGUAUGUAUGUUAUUGAAACAUAGAAUGUGACGGCAGAUGAGAACCGUUUGGCCCAUCUAGUCUGCUCAAUUUUCUAAAUACUUUCAUUAGUCUAGGAUAGCCUUAUGCCCAUCCCACGCAUGCUUAAACUCCUUCACUUAACCUCUACCACUUCAGCUGGAAGGCUAUUCCAUGCAUCCACUACCCUCUCUGUAAAGUAAUACUUCCGGAUAUUAUUUUUAAACCUUUGCCCCUCUAAUUUAAGACUAUGUCCUCUUGUUGUGGUAGUUUUUCUUCUUUUAAAUAUUGUCUCCUCCUUUACUGUGUUGAUUUACGUGCUAAUCGGCAUCACAUCUGUCCUAAAAACCUUAAAGGGACACUUUAGUCACCCAGGUCACUUCAUAUCAAUGAAGUGGUCUGGGUUCAGUGUUCCUGUUCCUUUCCCUGUCCCUGUUAACUAUGCAAUGUAAAACACUGCAGUAUUUAAGAAAUUGCAAUGAUUACCUUGCAUGACUAAGACUGCUUCUAGUGGCUGUCAGACCGCUACUAGAGGCCCUUCCUGGAUGCAAAUGGACUCUAGGUCCCCUAAAUGAUGCUCUGCAUAAGAACAUCCAGCAUUAGUGAAAACCUCCCAGAGAAAGCAUUGAAGUGAAAAGCAUAAUAAUACUUGGGGCGCUUGACACACAUGCACAUUAGCACCCCCCCUUGUCAGAUGACUUUGGAGAAGGCGAAGUACUGACCAUGAAAUCGGGUAAGUGAAUAAAGGGUUUUUAACCCGUUAGCUGCCAGGGUGACAUGAGGGGGGAACACACCAAAUGACACAGAUUUGUAUUCAUAACACUAUAUAAUCCAUUUAAGAAACAUUUUAACAAUGUAAUAAUAAGCCAGGGGAGGACUGACAGCAACAGUCAUUGACUUUUGGUCUGAAGUGCACUAACCAUUUCGGCCUAGUGAGUUAGCUAUAUUGUACUGUUUUCACUAUAAAUGUAACAGGUUAUGGAUUGUGCAAUUAGGCUUAAUAAAGGCUUGAAUAUUGACUAAAACAUUGCAGUUACCUGUACCAGAUAUAAAAUCUAUUUACUUUAGGAGACCCCUCUGUGUCCAGGGUCUCUAUUUAUAAGUUCCAUAUUGUCCUAGUUAGAAGUCUGUUUUGUUUGCAAAGUUAUUCCCUAGUAAAACACUGUUUGUGAGGAUUCAUAUAUUGCUGAUUGGGCCAAUAUCACAUUUUAUGAAAACAUUCCCCUAAAGGUAGCAGCUGUUCAAAUGGUGUGUUAAUCUAGCAAUCACAUCACCUACUGUAUAUUUACUUGGAUUUAAUUUUCUAUCAAACCGAAAAGAAGUUGUGUUAAUGUACAGGGGUGGCCUGAAAUUCGGAGUAGGGUUUGAUUAGUCAGUAACUUUUUAUUAAUGAACCAAUUUCAAUGAUAUUCCAGACAAUGAAUGUUGUGCGUAUUUAGAUUUGUUUGACUAUGUAUGUACAGAAGAUGACAUCUCUUAAAUGAGUUCCAUUUACCACCUUGCAAAGUCAGGCUCUCUUGCUUGCAUUGUUCAUAACAUUAGUUAAUGGCUGAGGCUUUAGCGCUCAAAUUUCUGCACAAAUAUGCUUCUUGUGCUGCUCAAGUGUAUACGGUUUGUUUACGUACACCCUCUCCUUUUUGUAUUUUUCAUUUUUAUAUUAUCUGCUCGCCAAACAGUUGUCUCAGGAGGACCAUUGUGGCCCUGGCUGUAUGGGCAGUAACCCCACCCUGUUGAGACCACACUUUAAGAUGAUUUUCCACUACAGGACAUGCAAUUUUUAAAAAAUUAUAUCCCAAUAUCUCACACUGUUUUUACUUGUUGUUCCUUCCUUGAAAUUACCCAUGACAUAUCUCCCAUGAUAUGUACCUGCAACAAAAAAAAAUUGAACUACUAACAAGUUAUUUACCUGUGAAAUCCUACUCUGAAUUUUGCGCCACUCUUUACUCUGUUGCAUUGCAAUCUUGUUCUUGCAUUGGAGACCCCCACUUAUGCUUGUUUACUGUAUUUAUUAGUGGAUGUACUUUUUGGCAUGGCUAUAUGUAAUUUAGAGACGUGAUGAAAAAGACAAUAUAGAAUUUAUAAUGAAUAAUGACGGCAUGCAUCAAUGGAUUCCUCAAUACAAACAUGUGAAAUAAAAUGGUGAACUUUUUGACAAUGUACAAGAAUUCUCCAAUUAGAGGAGACAAGAAUUCUGAAAACUCCCUCACUUAUUAAUUUCUUGACAUGAUGACGAACACUUUCCACCAGUUUAAUUCUGUCAUUUAAAUCUGUCCCAAAGUACUUCAAACUAAUUCAUUCUAAUUUUUUUGGUCAGACAUAAUUUACCCAUGUGGUUACAACUACACACAACUCAGCAUAGUUUUUAAAGGCUUGGCAGGAGAUAAUGAUUUAUUCAACAGAGGCAGCCAAUCUGCUAAGAAUGUUUCAAAAUCCAUCUACACAUGUGAUGUGUGAAUAACCGAAAAUAAAUCAAAAUCUAAUUGACCCAGAAUAAAACAGUGCAGUACAGAACGAAAAUAAAAAAUGAAUGGGGUAAGAGAAUGAAAGAAAAUCACUGAUGAGGCUGAAUAGAAUAUAAUGCACUCAACAAUUUGAGAUGCCGUCCCAUGAGAGGUCAAAUGAGAGGUUUUAUUUGAGCUAGCACUUCUCUUUCUGAGCUGGUCUCAAACCUAACCUCAAGGUGAGUCUGCAGACAGGCUUACAACUUACUCAUGGAUAUUUUGCAUCACGUGGGCACCCACAAAUGUUUUGGGUGGUGUUAGACUCAAAAGAAGUUUUUUUUUUUUUUUUUUAAUUUAGAAUGAGAUUAAAAUAACACUCCAAUCUCUCCUGUGCAUUCUACAGCCUGCUGUAGUGGUUAUGGUACUAGAAGUGCCCUGUCACACUCCCAGCAUAAGUAGUCAAAACAGAUUGACAACUCACUUACGAUCUGCCGGGCGCCAGUAGCUACCUCACCUGGAACUAGGAGAUGCUGACAUUUUCUGGGCUUUGCUCAGUGCAUGAGCUUUCAGUUGCAAAGAAUUGUGUGUUCCCUAGGGACCACAGAUAAGUUGUCAAACUUUGCUCAAAUGGUUUGACUACUUACCCUAGGAUAUUGGAAGGGUCCUCCAGGCACUAUAACCAAUACGGCAGGUGGUAGUAUUUACGGUGCUUGAAGAAAUCCUUUGAUCAUUAUGCAUUAUUCUUAUAUUAUUGAGAAAUGUGUUCCGCUCUAUUUGUGUCCUCACUAGAACUAGACCACUGCCUUGAUUUAGUGUACAAUUACCUCACUUACCUAUAUAUGCUCUGCCUAAGCUAAACGGGUAAUCCAGUUGUGGACCCCAUGGUCACUGUUUCUAGAUGGGUGUCAGCUACACCUCCCUGACAAGGCCCACAGAAGGUUGAAAUUAUUAUCCGGGGUUGCUUUAUCUCUUGUGCAGAGAGACCUUUCAUUUCUGGACUGCCCUUAAGGCUGGGGUCAGUCUGAUGUGCCAUUACAAAGAGAGCCUAUAGAAUUUGCACAAGUGAGCAAAAACAUUUUUGAGACCUGAGUGUAGCCUAACUGAAGGGCAAGCUAUUGAAUUUCUCAAAGCUUUUGCCUGUUCCCAAAGUUCUCAUAUGUAUUCUCUGUUUUUGUUUUGAUUUGUAUAUAUCUACUAGUGACUCUUCAAACCUUCACUACAGUAAGAGGGGGUUCACAGAUAAAUAUGCAUAUUAAUUUGUUUUCAUUAAAUUUCAGUGGUUAACUGGUUAUGUUUAAUUCCACAGGACCUCUCCCCAGGGAGUGUGGAAGAAGCAGAAGAAGCUGAGCCAGAUGAAGAGUUUAAAGAUGCGAUUGAGGUGGGCUUAGUAAUCAUGUUUGUGCCUGGUAACAUAUUCAGUACCAAAGAGGGGGUUCCACUCAAAUGGAUGUAGUUUUAUCUUAAUUUGUAAUCUCUGGGGACACCUCAAUGUUGACUUCCAAACACACUUGGUCAGUGAGUCAGCCCCACGUCCCUCUUCCUAAGAAGCAAAAAGGGCACAUUCAGUGAGAAAGUUGGGUUUGUACCUCCAUUUCCAAAUAAAUUCCAGCUUGCAGCAUUUUUAGACAAGUUGGUUAGCCUGGAGUAAAGCCUUGCAUAGUGUCAGGAAGCAUCUGGUUCUUUUUUGAGAGGACCCUAUGUUUAGCAGAUCUAUUGAAACAUGGCGAGAGAUAUAGAUUAGGAUGUCUGAAACCUGGAUGCAGUAGGGCAUAGCUGAAAAACAGAAUGAUAAUCAAAUUGGCUGUAUUCAGAUUUUAUUUUUUCUUGUCCCUUUUAACAAAGAUGUUGCAUUACCAUAAAUGUUUACAUGAAAAGUCUCACAAUUCUCUACGUGAUUUAGAGUUGCAGAAAAUUAACAGAGAUUAACUACUUCUUUUCUAGUUUUCUAGUUGGUCACUCUUCAAAAGAUCUGUGUUUUAGUGUAUCCUCAAACACUAUUGAUGUGUUUUGUGUCACCAACCAACUGGCAAAAAUGGAAAAAUGUGUUAAAAAAAAAAAAAACCCAUAAAAAAUGAAAUCCUCUUACCCCCAUCAUUGGAACUCUAUAAUGAGCACCGCCAUUUUGGUUUUGAGAAUGAAAACUCUUCCCCUGAUGCUUGCCCUGGUUCAGCUUGCAUGUUUUAGUAGAAUGUGUGAGUCUCUCUCACAUGAAUCCCCAUUUAUUUUAACAUGGUCACUGCUUCUGACACAAGCCUGGUCGUUAAAAUCAGUUGCGACAAAUGACUCAAAGUUUAAAAAUAUAGUUAACCUUGUGAAAUGUUCAUACUGGCCCAUUUCAGAAGUAGGUAAGGCAAAACAUAAUUAUGAUAACUAUUCAGCUACCUUGUUAACCUCUUGCAGCCUACUUACUUAUUUUAGAAUUACUUACUUAUUACUUUUUUUUUUUGGCCCUUCUUCCUUUGCCAGAAUAGAACUUUGUUUUUAGCUACAAGCUAUAGAGUUAAGGGAAAGAAAAACACAGUACUUGAAAUGUUCCCAUAUACAGUGGGAGUUAAAGUUAAAUGAAAGGUGAACUUUUACGACAAUUUAGAAAUUUAUGUAUCCACCCAUUUAUCACUUAUUUAAAGGGCACCUGUCAUGCCCAAAACAACCAAUGCUCAUUCGAUUGAGCUCAUAAUGUUUUCUCUACAUUGUGCUAGCAGUUAUGCCAGAAAAGGUAUAGAAAAGGAGAAAAAUCUCUCACAAUCUCAGUCAAUGCCAAGCCUUUGACAAGGGAGAGCAGAAAAGACCUCACACAGGAAGUUCCUCUGUUCUCCUCCCAUAGCAACCACAGCGCAUGUGCUGUGAUUGCUAUGGAAACUUCCUGCCUGUGCUAUGGAGUAUAGGAACAGAGCGAUGUGACGUCACUCCUUUUAAAGCCAGCACGCUGAUAUUGAAGCCAGCAUGCCGACGUCACUGACGAGAUGUGCCUUGCUUGGGAAUGUAUCCCAAGCAGAGCAAAUCAAAGACUUCCGGGGAAGCGUCGGACAGCUGGGGGCAAGGAGCUGCGUGUUACAUGAAGAGUGGAAUGGAGGAAAAGUGAGUAAAUCUUAAUAAUUUACAUUGAAUACACCAUGUAUCUUUGUGAUAUAUGGUGUAUUUAAUGUAUAUGGGAGCGAUUUCAGGAAAGUAAUUUUAUUUAUUUUUAUUUUUUUUCCUAAUGGGUUCACUUUAAGAUGUAAUAAAUGCCUGCUACACCUUUAUGUAUUCUUUUAUAGCAUGGUUUAUACUAGAUGUAUAUUUUGAGUUGUCUAAUGGAGCUGCAGACCAUGUCUGUGUGCUUUAAUACAGUUGGCACAGGGCACUAUGUCUCAAUGUAAAUAUCUUCGUUACAUUCAUAGAUAAGAGGCAUGGGGCAACAGCUGGUAGAGGAAAUGAAUAAGGACAGAUUUGUUCCCCAUUACAUUUAAAGUUACAUUCUCGUUUCUCUCCAUAAGGUGAUUUAGAACAUAUGAUGCAUCUACCUUGCCUUUUGACAUUGGCUUCUAUUUAAGACAUUCCAAUCUCUUUAAGCCAAACAUUUUGAAAGUUCUUAGUUCUUAACUGUGUUCUUUUCUCUACAUGCUGCUUGAGAAAGGAACAACAGCUGAUUACAAUGGUGAGUGCAGACUAACCGCAUAUAAGACCACAAUAAAAUCGGUUAAAUCAGCCUGCAAACUGAAAAAGUAGAAGCCUACUACUCCUUGCAGUAUGACUGUUGUGUUGGUAUUGUUUAAACUAGAUCAGCCAUUUGUAAGAUUAUUUUAUUAGAUUUCAACCUAUGUCUUGUGAAGUGGAUUACUAUUGGGAAGUUAAGGAGCAAACUGUAUUUUCUGGACCAAUUAUUGGACUACAACAGUUAGAAAAAGUAGCAGUUUUAAUUUCCACACGUUUUUUUUUAUCCUUUUUUUUUUUUAAUAUUGCUUUUCUUAUUUUCCCAGUUCUUGUCUGUUUGUAUCUGCUACUUGGUUGCUUGCGUUGGGUUUCUCUAAAUCUGUGUCCAAUUUCUAGACCAGCUAUAGAACAUUUUAUAAAGUGGCAUUUUUUUUCCAAAAAGUCAGACUUAUUGUUGAACACAAGUCCACAUCAUCCGAUAAGUGAGCACACCUGUGGGAAAGUUCUCAGUUCCUUUUUACUCCUCAUAACAGAUUGUGCAUGGUUUCCAAAAAUGGACCAGGUUUGAAUAGGUAUCUGCUUUGGGUGCAGCUUUAUCACAUUUAAACCCACACUGUGUCCUUUUCUUUUCUUUUCUUUUUUUUUGGAACGGUAUCUUAUUUCACAGGAGGAUGACGAUGUAUCACAGGGCACUGUAGAAUACGACUUAAACCUCCAGGACAAUGGAUUCCUCAGUAAAAAUGAGGUCAUCAAAAGCAAGGUAUCCAAACUUACAGAACGGCUCCGUAAACGGUAUCCCGCCAACAACGUAGGUAGGUGACAUAUUUUUUUUUUUUUGUAGAAUUUAUUUUAUAUGUUGAGAAAAACAAAUCUAAAACCAUGUUUGCCCUUGAUUCUUCAGCACCAGAUCUAUUAAAAAAUAAAAUUUAAAAGAAAAAUGUACCCAUCAAUAUUUUAUUCGGCAUGACCCCUGAAGUACACCAACUGUUUUUUUUGGGGUUUUUUUUUUAUGAUAAAUUAGCAGUGUGUUUCCCCUACAAAGUGUUGGUUUUGGUUUUUAACACAAAAAUAAAGAACUGCGCUUACUGCAGCAGUAGCUUAGUAUCCAACAGCUUAAAAUACAUAGUAAAAACAAAGAGAACGUUACCUGCGCUCUGGCCUAAAUCCCCAUGUACAUUUAAACCAAAUGGACGCUCUUUAGUUUUAUUCCAAUGGCCAUUUGAAUAUAUAAGCUCACCUGCCACGUCAAGGCAAGCCUCAAACGGUGAGUCCCACUCUAGUCAUUAGAUUUGCUGAUAUCAGCCAAGAAUCUCCAGUAAGACAGGAAGGGGUAUUUUAUAAACCCUUUCACAUUUAACCCUUUAUAGGGCUUCUACACAUACAAUAAACUUUGCUGGUAUCAGACAAAGUGUAAACAUCUCGAAUGAGACAUGAAGGGGUGUUUUUAUAAACCCAUACAUACUUAUAGCCCUGUAAAUAAGGGUAAAUAACACAUACAAAUCACCUUGCUGAUAUCAGCUAGAAAGCAAAUUUCUCUUUUGAGACAGGAAGGGGUGCUGCCCCUACAUACUUAUAAACUCUUAACAAGACAAACAUGGGGUGGCUGGCAACAAUUUAACAUAGCUGUGUGAUACAAAAUUCAUAUACAAACACAGAGAGAAAGCCCCGCGGUUACAGCAGCAGUAGCUUAGUAUCCAACAGCUAAAAAUACAUAGUAAAACAAUGUAUGGGUUUAUAAAACACCCCUUCAUGUCUCAUUAGAGACGUUUACCUUUGUCUGAUAUCAGCAAAGUUUAUUGUAUGUGUAGAAGCCCCAUAAAGGGUUAAUAAAACACCCCUUCCUGUCUCGUAGAUUCUUGGCUGAUAUCAGUAAAUCUAAUGGCGAGUGUAGGAACUCACCUAUUGAGGCUUGCCUUGACGUGACAGCUGAGCGUCUAUAUUCAAAUGACCAUUGGAAUAAAAAGAGCCUCCAUUUUGUUUAAAUGUACAUAGGGAUUUGGGCCAGAGCGCAGGUAACGUUCUCUUUGUUGUGGUUAUUGGAGUAGAAAUAAAAACAACAAGGAUUAGUGUUAAUUCUGUACUCUACAGAAUGCAGUUUACAUUAAUAUCCAACUUUUACCUCGGGUAAAUUUUAACUCCAGUCUAGGGGGUUGUUGGGGUCACCUUCUAUCUGAUCACAAAUGUGAAUGCAAGAGGUUUUUCUAGACACAUUUUGGGUUUAUUUGCAAGAAUGUGUCAUUUUUUUAACUUAUAAGUUGGUAUAUAUGUCAAGUACAAGCAGUUUUAUUGCUGUCUGUUCCAAUUUUGAGUAAAUGUUUUUUUUCUAAAUCAUUCCAACCUGUAUCGAAGAACAAUUUUUGCUUUUUGUUAUCAUUUCACUACACUUCACUACACUACUCUGUCCUUUCCAAAGUCCUGUCAGAAAACUUUAUCCAACCAGCUUCUGUGCCAUGCUCACAUAUAUCUAGGCAAAAUAUCAACUUUAAUGGGAGCUCCUGAUCUACGUGCUUAAAAUUGUGUGCACAUACUGACUCCAAGUACUUCAUGGCCACGAUGCUUGGAGGAAUCCUUUAAUCAUACAUUCAUGUGUAUUCAUGCCCUUGAUGAAUAUGCCUAAGCACAUGCUGUCCAGACUUUCCUCUGAUGACCUGUACAGACCGUGAUCUUGGAAUCAAUUAUAGAUAACAAACAAACAGUAUGCAGUGAUUCACAUGAUCAAAAUAUAAGUUUGCCUCUAUAAAUCAAUGGUAAGACCCCACCUUGAAUAUGCACUGCAAUUUUGGGCACCAGCUUUGAAGAACGAUAUUGUAGAUCUAUAAAAUGUACAUAGAUGAGCUAAUAAAUUAAUAGGGGGGGUGGAUUUGUUAUGAAAAAAGGCUAAUAAAAACUACAUUUGUUUUCUUUAGAAUAAAGGGAAAAUUAUAGCGCUAUACAAAAAUAUAUGUGCUAACGUGUUCAUUAGCAGCCAUAUACAACAGACAAGGUGACCUAUUGACACAGGAAGAAAGUAGUUUUUGCUUACAGCAUAAAACGGUUGUCUUAAUUUUUAACUUUAUAAUGUUCAUUUGUCAACAAUAACAAAGGGAAAAGAUACAAAAUAAGGGAGGUUUCUCUCUACAACAAUACAAAUAUAUAUACACACAUAUACAUGAAAAAGAAAACAUGUACAAUAUACAUAUAAAAGCAUAAUUAUAGACUGCUAUAUUACAUAAUUAAACUAACAGCCUAUAAAUUGCAAAUAUUUUUAAAUCCAAAGUCUUAAUUUGAAAAUGGGUCUUUUGGAUACAAGUACAGACGCUCCUCACUUACCGACCGAUUUCCGUUCCUGAGAAUGAGAUACAGAGCACCAGAGCUGGGAAUGUUCCCCGAACAUAGAUUUGAGGGAUUUCCUGCUCUGGUGCACUUGUCUAUGUUCUUUUCGAUUGUAUAGACCAGCUCUCUAACGUGGGGAAUCCCUCAAAUUGUGCAUUAGAGAGCUAGUCGUAAGUCUGAGUCGUCGUCAAAUAGGUCAGUCAUAAAAUUAGGACUACCUGAAAUAUAUGUUUGGUCUCUAGUCACCUCAACCUCCUUUGUGUGGGGCAUCCAACCCCCUCACAUUAAAAUAUUUAAACACAUUCAUGGUUUCAAUGCAAAAUAGCAUUCCGGGGCACAUUUUAGAUAAAAAUAUAAAAAUAAAUCCAUUUUAAAAAAAACUGCUAAAAGGGCUGUCUGCUCUGUAUUUUAUCACCGCAACAGGAAGCAUAGAUGUUGGAGGAAACCAGUACCAAAGAUACAGAGAGAGCAGAGCAAUAAAUUACUCCAUUAUUCUAGUUUAAACAAAAGCGGUGUUCUGAUUGGCUUCUUAAUGUUCUAAACCAAUCAAAUUCCCGCUUCAUAUUAAAUCAUUAUCAAGUGAGUAGAAAAUGUUCAGAAGAAAAUUGACUUAUGUCAGCCUACGUAUACAAUGCACACCUCCCAAAAAAACAACUAGCCUGGCAUGUUACAUAUGAGUAAUGCAUGUAAUUGAACUUUCAUUAUUUUAUUUUAAUGAAGCAUUGACUAAUUUAAGUCAUAGGUGUAAUGAUACCUAGGCCUUCUUGAGGAUCAAACCAAUCUGUCUAUUCAACAACAUGGGUCAAUUGGUGAUUAUCUGCAGCCUUUCUGUGUUUGCUGUAAUUGCCGAAAAACCUAUUACAUUUGGAAUGUUCAAGGGUUUGUCACUACGAUUAAAACCCAUUCCAUCCAGUUGGCCGGGAUUGUGUAGGGAAACCUUAGACUGUGUGUAACUCGUCGUGUUUUUGGCUUUAUAAACUAUUUUUUUUUUUUUUUUUCGAACAACUGCACCUUUGUUUAAUUGAAAGGGAUUUGUUCUGCACGGUUACCGCUGUGUACGGCACUCCGUGCCAAAAUGUCCGUACCUGGGACAUACAUAGUUGCUAUCUCCGGAGAAAUUAAAUGUUAAAUUACUGGGCCAUGGAUGUUAAGUAAUGCAAUCACAGACAGACAUUCUUUUCUUUCCUGAUUUGCUGUGGAUUAUGAGUUAAGUUUGGACUUAAGCCUCUAACUGGAAACCUGAGAUGGCGGUUGCGCUUUUCUACAUUGGUUGAAGAAAGAAUGUAAAAUAAACAUGGAGUAAGCUGGUUUUACUAACAUUAAGUUUAAUUGAGAGCAGCGUGUAACUUUAUUUAACCAUUUCUAUCCUGGAUAGAAUGCCAACUUUGAUUACCAGCUUUAAUAUUUAAAGGGAAACUAUUGCCUAUUUACAAUUUAUGUUAAAUGAACCGUGGCUUAAAUAAAUAUACAUAAAUAAGAAAAUAAUGGCAUGUUCCCAGCCUGAAAUCUACUCUGAUUAAUGUGUCUGUUUCAUCUAUAUCCAAACUUGGCUUGCCAGUAUAACCACUUAUGCGUAUAGAGAUUUGUCCUUUUCAAAAGAAGGGGCAGGGAAAACACAGAUUUAGUGAAAAAGACACUCCAAGACAGACAUGUCCCAUAUUUACUUACAUUUGAUGUUCUUGCAUUAACUGCCUUGCAGCUUCUGCAGUGAGCUUACUCCAGAAUCCAAAUUCACUGCCAAGCUUAUCCCAUAAGCAGUACAUUAUGGGUAUAGCACAGAUUUCUAAUCAUCAUAGCUCAGUUGGAGAGUUGUAGUUCACCUGUAGAGGGCAGUAGAAUGCCAAGCUAUAGCAUCUUAUACAGUAGUAUUUUCAAACAAAAAGGGCCACUCCGCAGUUACAAGGCAGUGCAGAAGGGUUGAGGGCAUGGAAAACAAUAAUUAUUAAUAAAAGAAAACACAUCCUGUUAGCCCACACCCAGGACUGGUAGCCUCUUUAUUGCUGUCCAAAGUUGGAUUUAUAAUGGGUUGGUGAAAUGUGUCAUUAUUUUGGCAGCUGCAGAGGGUAUGAAUAAUAGAUUAUGAAAAUGAAAGGGGGUACGCUUUAAGCCUUCCUGCGCCAUAACGAUGACAAUAAGCUGUAGUGGUUAUGGUGUUUAGAAUAUCCUUGUAAAGCUGGCCUUAGAGCUGAGAGCCAUACUCCCAGACACACAGACAAUCACAUGUGUUCUACCAAACACACAAGCACACAGAUGCCCACAAACACACACAAAUCAAUAUCAGACAGAUAUAAACACAUGCAUGUGCGCACACACACUUGCAUACAUUAGCAUUUGCAGCAAUAACCCUAUAGCUCUGUAUUAACCCCCAAUAGCAUUAAUCCUACACUACAAGUUAUUAAACACACACAAUACACUUUCCUGUUCCCUCCAAACACUUGUAACAUAUCAGAGUACUUAGUGAAGACUUAUUCCCUGCACUGUGUGUACUCAGGGCUGGAAUUGCCAUAAGGCCGCCGAGGUGAUUAAAGAUCUCCUGCAGUGGGGCCAAACUGACUGGGUGAUCUCGGCUCUAGUUGAUCUCCCUUACAGUUCCUGAUCUGUUGCAUCUUUGCUGCUGAUUACCUUGGCAACACUCUGAUACAUUUCUUGAUGCCAGCUUUAAGGAGUUGUCUGUUCCCACAAAGGGUGAAGACUCCAAAAUCUCUGUCCGGAACACGAGGGAUCAGGAUUCCCCUUCCUGGUCCAAGAUAUGCCUCAGGGAGGAGGGAAGAAAAUUCUGAGAGCCCCCCCCCCACCAAUAAGCCCAUCAGAGUCAACUACAGUCAACUACCAGCACACCACUACAGCCACUACCCCCCCCCACUAUAGCCACUAUUAUCCGCACCACAGGUAUCCCCCCACUGUUGCCACUAUGCCCCUUUUCUUCACAAGCACACUAUAGCCUAUAACCCCCAAAGGCAUCAUAACGCCCUAUACACUCUACUGCCCUUAUUCCCCUAAACAUACCCUAAGUCCCUAUGCUCAACAAACACACAUUACAGUCCCUAUUUAUAUGCACAUACACAUGCUACACUGCAAACAGACCUACCAUUCACCAUUCAAUCAUACCCCAAACUAGUCUCAGCAGGUUUCGCUUAAGUGUGUUGGUAUUUUUGCAUUGUCUAAAGAAUCAGAAGUAAGCUGGUACGCAUAUACCAUGAAAUUAAAAGUAACCUAUUGGAUGGACUCUUUAGGGGGUUUGGUGAGUGUGACAGGGUAGGAACUUCAACAAGACCUCAUGACCAAAAGAUAACAAUUUAUGUAUCUGAAAAGAUAAUUUAGUAUAGCACAGAUGUAUUUUUAUUUUUUAUUUAUUUUUUUUAAAAUAAAUUUCUAAACACUUGUACUCUACCUUUAAAAUACUAAUCUGGGGAUCUUAAUUUUUCAAAUGCAAAUCAAGCAUUCUUCGUUGCAAAAAGGAGAGUAGGAAUUUAGUCCAAAUAGGGACAAGUGUUGGUGUAGAGAUGGCAGGAACUUGGUGCCAUACCUAUUGGGAAAAGUCCAAUCUGUCUCAUGACAUUUGAUAGGUUACCCAUGGGUCUCAACAAGUAAGCAUUUCCUAAACUCAAAUACAAAAAGAUAGAUAAGUCCUGCGCUCACUCCCAUCACUCCUGGGUGGCAGCAACGACCACAGUACACAUCAUCCCCAAUACUUACCGUAAAAACCAAAGAAAAAAGUUACCUGCGCUCUCUCCUAAAUCCCUAUGUAUAUUUAAACAAAUAGAGGUCAUUUAGUUACUCCAAUGGCCAUUGGAGGGAAUGCCCGCCUGCCAACGUCAAGGCAGACCCCCCUAGGCAGAUCCUACACUGACCUUUCACCUUGCUUCCUUGAGCUUCUGGCAAAGAUAUCUCCAAUGAGUUUCCUAAACUCAUAACACGGUAAUAAAAGAUAUAUAAAACAAAAACCACAAAGCAAAACCCGACCGCUAAUAUGUCGUAGUUAAAUAUAGAAAAACAGCUCUGAGGAAAACAUUAUCUGUUCCCUAAAUUUUAAAAUAUAUGUUCCUCCUAAGAUCCAUUAAGCAAGAUCUGCUAAAUAUAUUUCGGUCAUUUUAGACUGUAGAAACAGUGAAAUGUAUUGAAUCUGUAAUGAGUUACUCACAGAGGCGAUAUUUUAAUGCUGAAAUCUAUGAAGACUAAUCAUUCAUUUCUUUGUAAGCUGUGGUUUUCAGAUGAUCAUAAUUUUCCAUCACAAAUAAUCUGAGCAAGAUAAAUUGCCAAAUCUUGCAGUGAAACACUGUAGUUUUGUAGAUCAGGACAUACUGAUACCAUCUGGAAUACUUUCUUGUGCUCAUGCAGGAAGGAUAAAUUAUGAAACCUCCCUCAGUGGUAUUUUACUAUACUAUGGCCUGGGAUUUUGUUCUUUCAGUUACAGUCGAAUGCUUGCCCAGAGUAGCCAGGAGUCAUGUCGGAACAACUCGGCAGGAUGUGUCGAUCCAACGUACGGAUAGACAUGACUUCCUUUCUAAAGAAAUGAGUUGUGCGUCCGCAAUCCUGACACUCAAAAUCACAAUCUCACGAGACCUUUCACAACAAAUUCGAUUUUUACUUAUUCAAUAAGCAAUAAAGUAUAAAUAACUCUUAAAUGACAGUGACUGUUAGUCCUACUUUCUAAAAGAAAAACAAAUUACAGAUUGUGCAACAUAAAAAAACAAUUAUAAAAUGUAUGAAAGUGAAACACUGAUAUUUUUAUUUUUUUUAACGUAUCUAUAUUAACCUGGGUUAUGGGUUAUGUAUUUUUGGGGAAAAAAAAAAUGUUUAUGAUAGGCCUGCAAGUUUAUUGAACUCAAAUAAAACCAGUUAUUCUACAGACUAGUGGGAGACAAUAUACACAAAUGACACUUUAGUUAAUUUGUAUAUAAACAUAGAUGGGUAAACUUCCCUCCCAUUGAUGUUUGUGAACUGAUGAACUUUUGCCUGAGUUCCACCCUUGGUGUAUAGGUAUUGGUAAGAGGUAAGGCAUACUAUUAUGCUGCAUAGCUUUAAUCAAAGUGCACAUUUGCCAGCAAACUGCAUUUUGUUUAACUUUUAUUUUUAUACACUUUAUUAUUAUUAUGAUAUUUAUGUUGUGGAUUGUCAAAAUAUGCGCUGGAAUUAUACAAGAAGAUCUUUGGUUUUAUUUUACUUGUUAGUUUUAUGGCUGGGAGUAGUAAAUUUACUAUAGUAAAAAUGGACAGAUCGCUCUGACGUCUAUGCAGAGACAUACUGAUAAACUUUCUUACAUGCAUCAGUAUUGUGCUUUAAUAUAUAUGCCUUGCUAGAUGGCAACAUGACCAAAGGCUUCAGCCCAAGGUAUGGUAUGGCUUCCGCCACAUUCAUUGACUUAGACUCCUCCUAAAAACCCUAUACCAACCCGCAAAUCCACCCUUAAUCCCCAACAAGUUCUAUAAAUAAAAUUGUAACAACAAAAUUCACAGUAUUCACAAAUUCACAGUAUUAUAUGAACCUCUAUUCUAAACUCACACCUGCUGUAUUAACCUCAAGUGAUGCUAUGUUAACUUACCCUUACCCCCUGCAUUAAAAUCCUAGACGUACAGCAAUACAACAAUGUGCAUUAUAAUGUAUUUAAAAUAUGUUGUUUAAAGAGAGUAAUAACCCUUCCAAUUAAAUAAUUUGUGACAUUGUCACUCCGUAUUAUAUGGGACUCAGGGCUAACAAUGACAUCAAGCCAAAAUUAGACCCAGGGCUUUUAGGUCCCCACUCGGGACUCCAGUCCCUGUCACCAUCCCCAUGAACACCAUCAUUGCCUCUAGUGACUAGUAUUAUUUAAUGCUUUACAUUACUCGGGUAAAUUUCACCUCUGUGAAUGUCUUUUAAAUCCAUUAGAUUGGAAUGGAUUAUUAGUGUUAAGUAUCCUGAGAAACCUCCGUGAUACUUAGUUAAAGUAUCUACACUUUGAAAGUGUUUUCAAGGUUUCCAUAGAAGUCCUAAUAACCCAUAAGCCCAAAGGACUUUAGACCCCAAAGAUAUUAUGUUCCUUUAAUACAUGUUUCUGUAUUCUGCAUUGUUUAGCUCUACUUCUAACUUCAAAAAGUCCCAAAAUAUAGAGGUGUUUUUUUUGUUUGUUUUUUAAUAUUCGACAAAUAUAUAUUACACUUUGUAAUGGACCAGGACUUUUGCAUUAAGUCUUACAUGACACAUGUUUCAGAGUAUCCAGAUUCCAUACAUUUUAUCACACAGGGUGCUGAUAAUGUAUUUAUUUAAUUUAGUAAAUCAGUCAUUCCAACAACAUUGGUUUUUCCACCGUGGGAUUUAAACUGUUUUUAAACGGAUAGAUUUUCCCAAGGAGCUUUGUUUUCUUUUCAUUUUCCUUCUCAAAGAGGAGAGAAUUGUAUCCUUUUCCUCUCUGGAUGAUCUACACAUUGUCAUGGGCCAGGACUUUGCUGCAUUAGGCCUUACAUGGCUUUUUGCUUAUUUUUUUUUUACUUUUCAAGACCUACCGCAGAGUAGAAGUAAAAAUAAAAUGAAAAAUGUUAACAGAGAAAAUAAUUUUGAUGUUCUGAUCAUCUGUUUUUUAUAUUGUUUUUUAGCCUUUUUAAUCUUUCAAUUUUUAACCCAGUUUAUAUGUUAAGAAAUGAUAUAUUUUUUUGGGUGUCAAUAGAAAUAUUGUAUUAUUGAGGAACUUCCCAUCUCUCUACGUACCAUGCCUUACCCCCUUUUACUUGUAAUAUAAAUUUAAAUUAUACAACCAGUAGUGACAAUAGCUUUCCUAGGAUCGAGAAUUAGUUUCCAGUAUUGUAAAGCUUGGUUGACAGGGGAACACACACUCUUGUUGUGUUUAUAUACAACUAAGCAUCCAACUCCCCCAGUACAUCAUUUCUUCCCUACCCCAUUUCCUCUCUCCUGUCUCUUUAUCAUUCUCCUGUGCACAGUACUCUAAAGCUACCAUAUUGUCUCUUUGCACUGUUUGUAUAGGGAGAGGUAUUAGCAGUAGAAAGAGGGAAGUGCUCAUGCCAUUGUACAGAACACUGGUGAGACCUCACUUGGAGUAUUGUACACAGUACUGGAGACCGUAUCUUCAGAAGGAUAUUGAUACCUUAGAGAGGGUUCAGAGAAGGGCUACUAAACUGGUUCAUGGAUUGCGGGAUAAAACUUACCAGGAAAGGUUAAAGGAUCUUAACAUGUAUAGCUUGGAGGAAAGACGAGACAGGGGGGAUAUGAUAGAAACAUUUAAAUAUAUAAAGGGAAUCAACACAGUAAAGGAGGAGACUAUAUUUAAAAGAAGAAAAACUACCACAACAAGAGGACAUAGUCUUAAAUUAGAGGGACAAAGGUUUAAAAAUAAUAUCAGGAAGUAUUACUUUACUGAGAGGGUAGUGGAUGCAUGGAAUAGGCUUCCAGCUGAAGUGGUAGAGGUUAACACAGUAAAGGAGUUUAAGCAUGCGUGGGAUAGGCAUAAGGCUAUCCUAACUAUAAGAUAAGGCCAGGGACUAAUGAAAGUAUUUAGAAAAUUGGGCAGACUAGAUGGGCCGAAUGGUUCUUAUCUGCCAUCACAUUCUAUGUUUCUAUGUUUGCUGCCCUUGUGCUCCCAUUGUUGUUGAUGCUGUCUUGGUUCUCACUCUACACGUGUGCUGCUCACCACUGUCCAUUGUUGUCUUCUCUCUCUCUCUCUCUCUCUCUCAUGUACUCUCCCUUUUCCCAUGCUCUCGCUAUUAAAUGAGAGUGCCCUUUCCACUGAUAUUUUACAGGGGUACCUUGCCAGUUAUCAAAUACCCAGAUCAGGGUUAACCAUAAGGCAACCCUAGGGACCAUGGGUUAGACAGGGAACCUGUAAUCCUGUAUUUGCUUGACUACAUUAACUAUCCCUAUGUGAAGAAUCGAGUAGGCCCAUACCCCGAACCUGCCUAGCGCCAUGUGGGAUACUAACCCUUCUCUAAAAAUACCAAAUACAAAAAGUAGCAAUAUUAAAAUGUAGAAAUGCUGAUACUUUUAGGAAUUUAGUGUAAACCUGAAAUUGCUAUUUAAUUGUUGUGUGAUGAGAAACGGCCAAAAUGAAGUCUUAUCUAGCUUUGCUUGUAUGUAUAAAUGAAGAAAAUAUAUUUCUAUUAUACCGUACAGUAUAAGCCAUAUGUAUAAGGCCAUUUGCACACAGAGGAAGGGACAGGUGUUUAGAAACAUUUGUCUUGUAUAUGGUGUUCAAAUAAAAAUGUGGUUCCACGAGUGGGCCUUAUCUACUAAGUUGCGCAUUUCUACAUCCGGAUUUUGCUGCUAUAGUACUGAGCCAGAUUGAUACAGACUGACUGAUUUUCUUUCUGAAUUUUCAUCCUCUGUCAUGUUCAAUGACCACAUUUAAAUAGUCACUUGAAUUAUCACAAAAACCUGUUAUAUUCUGUGUAAUUUUACCUUGUUCCUGACUCCCUGCACAGAUUAACUUAAAAUGGCAGCAAUGAGACUGUCCCCACCCCCUCUAACGUGGAUGGCAGAGGAGAAAACUUUGCUUUUUCUUCACAGGUUAACUUGUUUGUAUCCCGUGCAGGAACAGAACACACAAGAUCCUACCUCCCCUGAGCUAUGGCUGCUUGCACACAUGGUCUGAGACUAAGGAGAUGGUUAAAAAGACACUCUAGGCACCAAGACCACUUCAGGGUGCAAUGUCCCCGUCCAGCAAUGUAAAAAUGGCAGUGUUAGUCCUGCAAUGUAAUCAGUUUCUAUAAGACUGCCUCUAGUGGCUGUAAAUCAGACAGCGACUAGAUGCACUUCCUGCUUAUUUACUGACAUUUGGUAGCGUAACUGAAGCUGGAUGUCCUCACACUCUGUAUGUCCUCAGGGUGGGAAGGACCUAAUGCGCUCGCUGCACAUGUGCAUUAACUCCCUUCUCUCUCCCCCCCAGUCAGUUGAUGUCAGAGGAGGUGGCUCUGAACUGGAUUCAGGUAACUGUUAAGAGUUUUUUUUUUGUUUUGUUUUGUUUUUUUAACCCUUGCAGUGCUUGGGAAGAGGUAGGGUAGAAGGAACUAGAGUUUAAGAAAUACAGCUUUGUAUUUCUUACGCUAUAGAAUCCAUUUAGACAAAGCUUCCAUGUGUAGUGCUACGGAAUUUGCUGGCGCUAUAUAAAUAAUAAAAUAAUAUUAAUAAUAUGUACAGCUAAACUACAUAUCCCAUAAACCCCUGCUGGAUAGGAAUAUAUAGCACAAGGAGAAAAAAAUACUGUAAAAAAUAUGCAUUCCAGCAAUAAGAAUCUUUUCAUUCAAUUUCUCUAUGUAGAAGGUCCCUUUAAACAAGCAGACAUGUGUAAGGGAAAACCUAAGUAUGGAAUAAAAUACCUUUCCUUUUUCCUCUGCCUCCACCCUAAACAGCUUUGGAUUUCAAUAGCAACAUUUAGAGUUUGGCUGGACACUUCCUUUUUUGACGUGUGGAUACUCCCAUAAGUUUUCUGUUUGACUGAAGUGCGCUGUAUAAUAUACACAGAACCAGAAAGAGGUGAGAUGGGAUAAAAUGCAAACCCCCUCUAAUCCCGAGCCAAUUUAUUCUGCUGCACCGUUCAAUCCGAAUAUAUACACUUGUGCAUAUAUCUAUUAGUGUCAAUGCGUACCAUCUGGUUUUGAUUUGUUGAGCUGCUUAUGCCACUUUGUAUGUUUAAAAUAAUACUUUAAAUCUGGGCAUUUCUAAGUUUCUCUUUCAAUAACUAGAUCUCCCUGUUAGAAUGCUAUUGUAUCAAUACAAUGAUGUCUUUGUCUUCGGCAUCUAUUCCCCAGCAUGUGUGUCUAUUGUCAAAUCAGAAUAUAGUGACCAGGCCAAGUGCAGAUGGGAGAAAACAAUUCCAUGUUUUUCUGUUUUGUCCAAACUUACAUUUUUAGAAAAAAAAAAUCUCUCAUAACAUUCAUUUCCUGUCCAAUCAUUAUACUGGUACAUCCUGGGAAAUAGCUUUAGUAAUGUUGUUUAUACUUUGCUACAUAUUUACAGAGGUGGCUUGGAUAGGAAGUUAGUUCAUUUUUUUUUAAUUUUUUAGUUUAUUUUUUACUCCGGCUGCUGCUCGUUUAACUUCUAUGUAAUGAUUCUUUUAAAUGUAGCGUUUCUUGUGCAUGCGGACAACCGUUCAUACUUUUAUGUACAUAACCAUCUGCAGACCGGCACAAUUUCAUAAUGUUACUCAAAAUAGAUUAUGAACUGCAUGGGUGAUGAUGAAAAUGAAACAUUGUUCCUUUUUUUUUUUUUCUUAUUUGUGUAAUGUAAGUAGUGGAUAUAGCAUCGUGUCCUUAAAAAAUUAGUACAUACAUACGUGCAAAAUUAUAGUGCAUUAAUAGAACAUUGAUCCUUUUUUUAAGGAUGAGAGAACACUGCUAAAAUAAAUGUACUGAAGCAAAAACAAAGAAUUUGAGAACUCUGAGAACGUAUAUAUGUAUAUAUGUGUGUAUCUCUAUGUGCAUGUGUAUAUAAUUUAUUUAUUUCAACACUAUAGUGUACCUUUCCCUAGUUCUGUAGGUUUGUUCAUCCUACUCUGUGAAUAUAAGGUUUUACUUACCUUAAUUCCAGCGCCGUGGCUUCCCUGGCACGGACUAGGUCUCCUCCUCCCAUCAUGUCACAGAGCUGGCCUGAUUUAAUGUGCAUGCGCUGCACUAGCAUUAACGCUUCCCUUUUGGGGAAGCCCAGAGCACCUGCCUUGCAAGGACUUCUCACUGAGCUGCAUUGGGGAGUCUGUGAUUGGACAGCCACAGAAUGUCUAGGGGACGGAACAGUUUGCAAAGGCAGUAGACAAAAACUGCAGGGUUAGCAAGUUGUUUUAGAUAUAAACAAUGGAAAAAAUGCUAAAUGAAAUGCAUGUUUAUUAAACAGUAAUUUGUAUUGUAUAUUUUUAGCAGUGACGUGUCCUGUCACGAACGCACCCUACUCCAAGAGUGUGCGUGAUGUAGUUGUGGUGGUGAAAGGGUUAAAGUUCACUAUUUGUCUGCACUAGACCGGAAAUAAUAGCAAAAUCCCCCCUUUAACACCACCCACACUUUAACAUAAUAAUAUAACUAUUACUAUUUUAACGCUGCCACCACCAAGACAUUUUAUAAAUGGGGUGCCUUGGUUCCCCAGGUAAAUCAAUAAUAAAACCCACCAAAUAUUACUUGGCACAAUAUUUAAGGAAUUACAAAAAUACUAACUAGUCUCUUCAGGUAAAGUGAUUCCUAACCAGACAAAGGCAGAACUUAAUAAAUGAAUGUUUAUUAUGAGCAAAAAUUAAUCACAGUGCAUAAAACAAUAUAUGAUAAACAAAUUAUUUACACCAACAACAGAUAAAAACAAAAAGGAUAAAAUACAGAAGUCCUAAGGUUUUCAAAGUACAACUUCUGUCCACGGGGUCUCUGGCAAGGGACGAUGGUGACUCACUCAAAAUUAGAUCUUGGCCCCAAGCAAGUACACAAGCACCCUUCAGAAUCAUUAGAUAUAUACCCUGUGGUUUAUCAAGUCUUGCCCAGGGGUGGAGUUAAGGCAUACCCAUAGAGAUACUAAGUGACUACCUCCUUUGUUCCAGAAAACAACAAAAAUAACUUUUGGUUUUAUCUCCUCUACUGUACUUGCCACAGAAAUAAUAAUUGCCUCUAUGAAUUUAUUAUUUUCCCAUUCCAUAGACGUGUUGCACGCCCCACCCACGAUCCAAUAAGACAGACAGCACAAUUCCUGGCACACGGUUUAAGUUGUGCAACUCAUGUUUAGGCUUAAUUAAGAGAGUGGGCUUAUCCCAUUCCAAAUAUAAUAAAAAUGAGGCUUAAUUAUUAAACUGUGGGUAAGUAUUAAUGUUUCUCUUGGAUAAAAUACUGGAACACAAGGAUCUUCACUAAUCCCAUUACUAUAUCAGAUGAUUGAACUAUCCUUUACAAGGUACAUGCCAAAUGGAUGGAUAGACAUUCAAACUUUUUCCAAGUGUAGAACCUCACACCUUGCAGAUCCUUGAUUACUUCACAUCCAUAUAGUAAAAUCCUUUUCACAUUACUAUGCCAUUCACACUACCCCUUCUGUCAUCUGACUUCUGUGGGGGUCCCAGCUUCAAAAGAUGUAACCCCUUUUGACCUCAAUAAUACCAUUUCUGUAAUUUGUGCCAUUUACUACACAAAUUACAUUAAAGGAUAAUAUUCCUGAGGGUAAUAAUAAAUUAUGCACCCUUGCCGUGACAUGUCCCUUUAAUAAAAAAGUAUACAAAUACAGGAAAAUACACUGAACAAAAUUAUAAAUGCAACACUUUUGUUUUUGGCACCAUUUUUCAUGAGCUGAACUCAAAGAUCUAAGACUUUUUCUAUGUACACAAAAGGUCUUUUUCUCUGAAAUAUUGUUCACAAAUCUGUCUAAAUCUGUGUUAGUGAGCACUUCUCCUUUGCCGAGAUAAUCCAUCCACCUCACAGGUGUGGCAUAUCAAGGUGCUGAUUAGACAGCAUGAUAAUUGUAAAGGUGUGCCUUAGGCUGGCCACAAUAAAAGGCCACUCUAAAUAAGCUGUAGUUGUUCCAAGUGAAUAUAGUUUCCCUUUAUGCCAAGCAUGUCAAACAUGCGGCCCACAAUGGACAUCUUUGCGGUCAGGUGAGCCGCAAGUACAUGCUUAGUGUUAAAGCAGAGUAGGCACCUGCUUUCUCCACAUUGCAGGUGCCUACUCUGCUAAAAGUUACCUGGCCGGGGAAGAGAGGUUUCUGGCGACAGCGAGGGAGCUCAGUCUUACUGACCCUCACUGCUCUCUCGCGCGUCGUCUGUAGGGAAUAUGACGUCAUAUAACGGCACCCGGCAUCACUAAACUGUGCGCGAAGGAAGAAGUGAAGUGCAGGAAGGAGAUCUCCAGAUAGAAGAGGGCCCAAACCAGCUCCCAAAGGUAGGGAGCAAUAAAUAAAAUGAUGUGAGUGCAAGAAUGUUUAAAUGUGUGUGUGUCAGUGAGUGUGUGUGUGUUGGUCAGUGUUGCAUUGGCCGUGACUGGACAGUGGAGUACCUGGAGGUGCAUGGAGGCAUGCAACGCUACAUCACAUUCCAACAUGACAUCAACCUGCUCCACCUUUCACAGUGUUUUAAGAAGUAGCGGGAGGGUCAGAUUUGGCACAUGGUGUGGACGGCAACAUUUGGGGUAUACCAGAGGCCAGACUCCAGAGUCGCAUACUGGCAGCGGCAAUGUGAGUGGAGUCUGCUUGUUGGCUAGAGGGGGGUGCUGGGAUUUAGUGUAGGGGGGGGAGACUGGGAUUUAGUAGAGGUGGUUGCUGUGGUUUAGUAGAGGGGGAUGCAGUUUUUUUGGGGGGGGGUUUAUACUGUACUUUUCAAAAGAAAAUUGAACUUUUUUUCUUUUGUGGCCCACCUAAACUUAAACCUUGUUUAUGUGGCCCAUGCUUGCUUUAUGCCAAUUAGCCAAUAGAAAGCCUCAGUGAUUUUCUUAAUGCAGACAGGAAGCUUUGUCCCUUGAGCAGGGGGGAAAGAGGAUGUGUCAUCUUUCAAACUUCUUUUAAGUGGCUUUGUCACUAUAUUUACGGUGCUCCCCCCAAACACUCGAUGAUAAUUAAUGGCCCCGGGACCAGUGCUACUUACCUCUAUAAAUGUUGUGCCAGCCCCCAGGGCUGCUGCAAUCUUAACAUUUCCAAGAUGGCGAUCACCUGCUAUCUCCUCUUCUGCCAUUCCUAGGGCAGUCAUGUGAAAUCACGCGCAUGCCUGGUGAGGACCUCCAGAAGUUUACAGUGCUGUGUUGACUCUCGGAAAUGAUGCUAGAGGAAGUCGGGCACUAAAUAGCCAGCCAAUGGCAAAAUUGUUACAGGAUAUGGAGCAUGAUUAAAGGAUCACUAUAGGGUCAGGAACACAAACAUGUUUUCCUGACCCUAUAGUGUUAAAACCACUAUCUAGCCCCCCUGGGCCCCUCAUGCCUCCAUAAAUAUAGCAAAAUCUUACUGUAUUCAAGCCUGAAGCUGUAACUCUGCAUGCUGUUAGACUCAGAAAAACAAGCAGUCUGCUGACGUUAGAAGUGAUGGCCUGAUCCAGUCACAGUGCUUCCCCAUAGGAUUGGCUGAGACUGACAAAGAGGCAGCUCAGUGGCAGAGCCAGCAUGAUUCAAACACAGCCCUGGCCAAUCAGCAUCUCCUCAUAGAGCUAAAUUGAAUCAAUGAAUCUCUAUGAGGAAAGUUCAGUGUCUGCAUGCAGCGGGAGGAGACACGGAAUGUUUGGAUGCAUUUUAGGUAGCCAUGACCCAGGAAUGAUUUCUAACAGCUAUCUGAGGAGUGGCCAGUGAAGUUAUCACUAGGCUGUAAUGUGAACACUGCAUUUUCUCUGUAAAGACAGUGUUUACAGCAAAAAGCCUGAAGGUAAUGAUUCUACUCACCAGAACAAAUUAAAUUGUUCUUUUUUUUUAAACUGCUUUAAUCAGGACUGUUAUCCACCAAAUGGUGAAUUGACAACCUGCUUUAAUAUAUACGUCACGAUAGCUCUAACUUGGAUUUCUCUCCCCCAACUAAUUUGGCACGUUGUACGACCAAGCUGUAGCUUCCAAUUGACCUGUAGAUGUUUGACAGCCAUUGCAGUUAUAGUACAGCAAUUUCUAAACGGCUACUGGUUGUCUACGCUGGAGAGACAAUUAGAAAAAUAGCGAACUGACACAAUGUUCUGUAAGUUGGGUUUAGUGUGUAAAUAGUAUAGUUUUAUUAACAUGAUCUACAUAUAUAUAUUUUUUUCCCUCUCAUAAUAUUAGACUCUAACUCUUGUAUGUCACUGCAUAAGGGCCUACAAUGUUGAUAAAAGUAAAAACAGUUUGAUUAACUUCCUUGUCAAAUAUUCAUACCGUGCCACUGAUCUUCUUACUAAAAACAUCUAUCUCAGUUAGCUCCAAGGCAAAGCAAUCACAACUUUAUUGUGCGUGUGAUAAAACUACUCCAUCAUUAUGUGUGCCGUUUCCUUACUGUCAAUGUUGCUAUCAUAUUAAGGGAUAAAGAAAUCAAUAGGAGCCUCAGAUCUGGAUGCUGCUGUUUAAAAAGAGAGUCCAGCUACCCCGGGAGAUGGAAUACGAGAAAUUUAUGGCAACCCGUGUAAAGCAGCCGCAGAUUUAGAGAAUAAGUGUACGAGAGCAAGGAUACAAAUUCUCUGAUGACCUGCCCUUUGCCAUUUCUUAUUGCAGUAAAAGAGAUCACAUUUUUUGUUUCUACUUGAUGCAGAAAAGAAAUAUUUAAUAUGAACUUUUUCCCCCCUCACUUACACAAUGUCUUAAUCCCUGUGCAUUUGAAUUAAUGAAAGCCAGCAUUUUUUUGUUAUUUUGCAAUCAUAAGUUGACUGUGCAAAUGCAUAUAAUAAAUGAGCGUUGUGGAGCCUGCACCCCCCUCUGUUUCCUCCUAAUCAAUCUUUUUUUUUUUUCUUCGAAGAAUUGCACCAUAUUUCAGAACACACUGUAACGUUUACAUUACUUUAGUACUAGAACUUGGUUUUAGCCGAGUGAUGUGAUCCAAAUGUUCCAGUGUCUUAAGAGAAAUUUCUCAAGAGGCACAGGAUUUGAUCUUUGCACUUGUGCUGCAGAUUAGUCUUUAAUAGUUUGGAAUAUCGAGCAGUCUUGUUCUGAUAAGAACACAAAUAAUUAGUUCUGUAACCCUUUACCCUCCUCCGCACAUGCUGGGAAGUUUUGUAUUGGACCACACAAAUCAUUACAUUAUGCCACAAGCCACUUACUGUGAGUCUGCAGGAACUCUUCACAUUAACAUUGUAUUGCUUAAUGCAUACUGUGUAUUUAAAAAAAAAAACAAAAAACGCAUCAAAUAACAAGAUUUUUCCAUCUAAAACCAUCUCAGCUUGUUCCACUAGUUCCAUUCAAAACGUUAUAUAUGUGUAAUUAUAACCAUUUUGAAACUACUAUAGAAACACUAAAAAGGUUUCAGCUUGGAAAAAUACCCCCUUUUCUUUUCUUUUCUUUUUUUUUUCCCAAGAUACAUUUUCCCACUCUCUAAUGUUACGGUUAUUUACUGUGGAGCACUGACUGUAUUCACUAUCUUUCAUCAGACAGGAGAUGGCUAUUAACCCCUUAAAGACCGAGGACGGUUCAGGACCGUCAUCGGCAUUUUUGCAUUGCCGACCGGUGACGGUCCUGAACUGUCCUGAACCGCCAGCGGCGAUCGGCGUUGCUCCCGGUGUGGGGAGACUGCCUGCAGCCCAGACAGUCUCACCGCAUCGGAUUAGGACCCCUGUGGCCAUGUGAUCGCUCAACAGAGCGAUCACAUGGUCACAAUAGGUGUCCAUGUGUCUGCCUGCAGGGGGACUGCCUGGGCUGACAGGCAGUCUACCUGCUAGUGUAAAAUAAAAUAAAAAAUAAAGGUACAUGUCAAUAAAAAAAAUAAUAUAUAUGUGUAUAUAAAUAUGAUAUAUAGACAUAUUUAUUAUCUAUAUAAUAUAUGUCUACAUAUCAUAUAUAUGUCAUGCUAAGUGUAUUUAUAUUAAUAUGUACAUAUUUUAAUAUAAAAAUACACUUAUAAUUAAAUUACACACGUGUGUGUAUAUAAAUACAAAUAAGUAACUUAAAAAAAAUUAAAUAAUAAAAUUUAAUUAUAUCUAUAUGAAAUUUUAUUCUAACUGAUUUUGAUAUUAGUAUAUAUAUAUAUAUAUAUAUAUAUAUAUAUAUAUAUAUAUCUAUAUCUCAAAAUACACUUAGAAUGAAAUUGUAUAUAUAUCUAUAUAUAAAUAAAUAAAAAUACAAAAUAUACAUAUGUUCAUAUACAAAAUUACAUAAAUAAUUAUAUAAAUAUACACGUAGACUUCAAAUAUAUAAAUAUGCAUAUAUAUUUAAAUUCUACAUGCGUAUUUAUGUAAUAUUUUUACAUAAUUAAUUAAUUUUAUUGAUUGCAAUUUGAGGGACCUGCCUGCCAACCCAGGCCGAAAGUCCAGAGAAUUUAAUUUGCUAGCACUAUAUUUUACCUUGUAACGUUCUACGACACCCUAAAACCUGUACAUGGGGGGUACUGUUUUACUCGGGAGACUUCGCUGAACACAAAUAUUAGUGAUUCAAAACAGUAAAACCUAUCACAGCGAUGAUAUUGUCAGUGAAAGUGAAUUUUUUUUGCAUUUUUCACACACAAACAGCACUUUUACUGAUGUUAUUGUUGUGAUACGUUUUCCUGUUUUGAAACACUAAUAUUUGUGUUCAGCAAAGUCUCCUGAGUAUAACAGUACCCCCCAUGUACAGGUUUUAUAGCGUUUUUAAAAGUUACAGGGUCAAAUAUAUGGGUCAAAUAUUUUUACAUUGAAAAUGGCCAGGUUGGUUACGUUGCCUUUGUGAGCAUAUGGUAGCCCAGGAAUGAGAAUUACCCCCAUGAUGGCAUACCAUUUGCAAAAGAAGACAACCCAAGGUAUUGCAAAUGGGAUAUGUCCAGUCUUUUUUAGUAACCACUUAGUCACAAACACUGGCCAAAAAUUAGCGUUCAAUUUAGUUUAAUUUUUUCACACACAAACAAAUAUGAACGCUAAAUUUGGCCAGUGUUUUCGACUAAGUGGCUACUAAAAAAGUCUGGACAUACCCCAUAUUGAAUACCCUGGGUUGUCUACUUUAAAAAAAAAAUGUACAUGUGGGGUGUUAUUCAGAGAUUUAUGACCGAUAAUAGUGUUACAAUGUCACUAUUGAUAAAUUUAAAAAAUGUAUGUUUUGAAACCGCAAUAUCCUACUUGUACCUAUAGCCCUAUAACUUGCAAAAAAAAGCACAUAAACACUGGGUUUUUUUAAACUCAGGACAAAAUUUUGAAUCUAUUUAGCAGUUUUUUUUCAUUCGCUUUUGUAGAUGAGUAAAAUAUUUUUCAAGUAAAAAUAAAAGUAUUUUUUUCAAAUUUUCAUCAUAUUUUUUUUAUUUUUUUUCAAAUUAAAUUACAUGAGAGUAUAUAAAUAAUGGUAUGUAAAGAAAGCCCCUUUUCUCCUGGAAAAAAAAAACAAUGUAUAAUUUGUAUGGGAACAGUAAAUGAGAGAGCGGAAAAUUACAGCUAAACACAAACACCACAAAAGUGUAAAAAGAUGCCUGGUCGCAAAUGUACAACAUCGCAAAAACAGUCCAGUCCUUAAGGGGUUAAAUAGUUAUGACUCAAAACAUGCAGGACAAAGCUUGUAUAUCCCAAAUUAGCAGAAAUCAAUUAUGUUUUGCACUCGUUCUUACUCAACGGGAAUUAUGGGGCUUUUCAUCCCUAAUCGCCAACCACAGACCUGUUUUCCCAUUUCCCAUUAACCAAAGCUGAGUCAUUUAGUGUAAAAACUAACUGCGAGUGUUGCCAUGAGAAUGUCCUCCUAGCUACCAGGUGUGAUGCAUGACAGAUCCGUAAAAGCUGUAUACGACUCGCUCUUCACAUCACUUGUUUCCAGGCUGUAGACUCACUCACUGAUUGGUUUGUUCAUUGAUCAGCUCCUUCUGGAUAAAAUCACUAAACUUUUCUUUAAAGAUUGUCGAACAUGAAUCUGCCUGGACACCUGCAAAAUGUUUGUUUGUAACCUCUUUUAAUAUCACACAGGUCUUCCACACACUGACAACUGUUGAUUUCAUGUAUAUUGCAACAGCUUCCAUAAAUAAUAAUGUAUCCAGAUGUUUACAUAAAACUGCAGCAAUGUGAGUUUUACUGUGGCAGGUAAUAAGCAGUUGCUGACUCCUGUAAUGCGUUGGACUAACCAUCGAAUGCUACAGGUGUGUCCUACCCAUUGCUUUACUUUACACUUACAUUGCUAGUCAGACUUAAUGAUUACUCACUGGGAUCAGAUUGUCUUGGUUUUGACUUGCAGACAGUUUUUAGUUAAUGGGGAGCAAAAUAAACAACCAACCCAGCCCAUGGCCGGAUUGUCUGAGUGCAUGUACAUGUGUGUGCAUUUCUAAGUACACGUGUCAGUUUGUGUAUAGUUUGUGUAGCCGUAUAUGUGUAUGGGUAUCAGUGUGUCUCACAGUCUCACUGCUUAAUUGCUUACAGCAGGGGUAGGCGACUUAGGCACUCAAAGUGUUAUGGACUGUGUCUUUUAUAAUCCUUUUACAGCCAUUAUGGUGGCAACGCAUCAUGAGAGAUGUAGUCCACAACAUCUGGAGUGCCUAAAGGUUGCCUACUCAUGGCCUAUAUUAUCCAUUUAAUAAUCAGCCAAAAAGUAAAAAAAUGGGUAAAGAGGAAGAAGGGAAUUGGAUCACCACUUCUAUAAUAUGCCCCUAUUUAUAUGGAGUGCUCAGUAUAUUAACUAUGACAACUCUUUGAAUGUACUGAAACAGACUGUCUGCCAAAGCGAUCAAUCUAAAAAAAGUUCUCUUAAUUAUUUGAUCUAUUCGCGUCUAAUUUACGGUUUAAAUAUAUCAGUACAAGACAUAAUUAAUAGACUAAGCAGUCAAUAUGUAAAAGGCCAUAGGGCUGAAUUUGUGGGAGGAGUUUUCCCUAAAUAAACUACUUACCUUUGCCGUGUCCUGUUCGAGUGACCCCACCCACCAGUCCCUCUACUAUAUUAUUAUUAUUAUUACGUUAUCCCUGGUGGGCCCUCUUUAUUACAGGCCUGCCUGUAUGUUGGUUUUGGCACAACACUACCAACUUUCUCCCUUUCCUCUAUUUUCAUAUAUUAUUUAAGUUCUGACCACAAAUAAGUAUUAGGUUUAUAUUAUCUAAGCGGUGAAGUCAUUCCCUUCCUCCUCAUUUUCCUUUUUGUAUACUUUUUAGCUGACUAGUUGCAGUAUGGGCAGCACGGUGGGUAACAGAGUGUGUAUCUUUUGAAUUCUGAGUUUUCGGUCUGAAACCAUACCCAGAUCAGGCUCCUCAGACUGAAUGCAGAGAUCCUAGAGUCCUGCAGACAGCUAACAAAAGGUAGGGAGGGGAGUUUAACAGGCAGAGUCCCCUAGUGGACAGGCGUCUGUAGGUUGGUGUCUAUUCUGCCUAAUGGGAAGUUCAGCCCUGGCCCUGCCUCACAUCAGCACAAUAAAAAUAUAAAAUCAAAACUCAUCCACCGUCUUAAGGUAGUCGCAAUGCCACACGAACCACAGGGUUUGAUAAGCCUGGACAGCAGUGUUUGGCUGUUUUGUGUCCUGAUUUGUUAUUGCAUAUGACCACCCUCAUAUACAGGUUUAUGAUUCCUAUUGACAUUGGACGGGCUCCAUGUGUUCCUUUUUACAUGUCGGUAUUGCACAACUGGACCCUCGGUAACACUUUCUUGGCAGCAACCGGCACUCUCUUCACGUAACCCAGUAAAACAUAAUAUACUGCUAUUUGUAUCCUGGUUGUGCAAUAUUAUAGUUAAAGUUUGCAUUCUAGGAGAGCCACAUACAGACCAACAUACAUAGGUAGGUAAAAUCAUGGACAACAACUCUCUACUGGACAACUCUUUCUCUUAAUUGUCUACCAGAAUCAUGCUGACAGAGGAUUAUUGGAAGAGUCCAAUGAUAGAUGGAAUUCUGAAGUCCUACCCCUUUACCACGCAUAUCUUCCCGUGUCUCUCAACAGGAAUGUGCCAGCCUUAGAGUAGGAUUUCCAUAAUAGAGAAAAAAUUCUGAGAAACUUUUAUAAGAAUCAUAUAUCAAGACUAUACUGUGUAAAAUGUAGAGUGUUAAAAGAAUAACUAUUUCACUCCACCUUCUAAACCUUUUUAUAUAUUUUUUUUAUUUUAUUUUACAAUUUUUAUUGCAGGUCAAAACCAGUACAGAAAAAAAAGGACAUAAAAAGUGUCAAAUGUCAUAUAACAAAGGAAGUAGAAAUUAAUUACUGGUGAAUGAUUAGAUCCAUAUAUAAAAACGUCAAUUAAACAUAAAAUAAAGGCUGUUAAUUGGAUCUAUAUUCGUAAAUCCAAUACUAUAUAAUAGUUUGUAGAAAAUGACCCCCGACAUUUUUUCAAUACAUUUUAUGAAAGUAGAAUUAGAUCAUUUUGAAUUUUUUAUUUUAAGGCAAAAAAGAUUCCUCUUCUGAACGAACAUUUCUCUAAGAUUGCGUUAUCAAGAAGUAUUUUUUCCUACUUUUGGUGUUUUCAUUUAUUUUUCUGAAUUUAUUUAUUUUUCUAAAUAAUCCCAGACUUGUAGACGUGUCAUUAUUUCCAUAAUGUCAACCAUGAAUUAAAGCACUUAUAAUCCAUUUUGCUGAAUUUCAGUUACUUUAGUAUUUAUGAAUUUUUGUCAUUUUUCUUUUAAAAAAUGAGACCGGCAUUCCCGCAAAGGCUAAAACUUAACGUUCCCACAUACCCAUAUCAACUAAAUCAGAAACAAAAAAAUAAGACAAAAUGUCACUUUUGGUAGUGAGGCUAAAGUAGAAAACUCAUAAACUGCCAGCCGUCUUGCCUAUUACAGGUGGUUUAUUGAUGUGCCCCAGAGUGUAUUUUGUAUACUAUGUAUAAAUACAAAGCGUGUCAAUGAAUUCUGACAAUGUUGCGCAAAACCCUGAAUCAAAAUAAGACAGGGAUAUCAUUUAUAAUGCACUAAAUAGAAAAAUGUUUAUGGCAUGUCAAUGUCUUACGGGGGCAUUCAGAGGAUGACAAUUUCUUCCACCUACACACAGAUUGUGUCACAGUUGCUAUGUGCAGUUUACAAUAGAAGCUGCUUAAGCAGUAGCAUCUCUGUUGAGAAGUAUUCAAAAUUUCAAGAUAAACUUGAGUUUAAUUAGUGGAACCCCACAGGUCUUGUGCAAUUCGUAGACAAUGGAGAAUUGUCAAUGUCUUUGAUCUCGCACCUUCAGCAAUUAAGCUGUCUGACUUCAACAUUAAAUAUAGCGGAAGAUAUGCAGGGUUGUAACAAAGAACUGCUGCGACCAGUUUGAUGUGCUUUCAUACCUACCAUCCCUUUAUAUUCUCACAAGUCUUUGAGAAACUUUUGACGUUUACCUUUUAUUUUUAUACCUUGGAACUCUGCAAUAACUAAUUAUAAGCAAACUUGAAUGUAGCAGCUAAGUGUCUGCAUGUGUGUUUAUUGGUCAAAUGUUCGCCAUGCCAGUCCAUCAUUAGAGUGGAAUAAUGGACCAGAAUGCAAGCACAAUCCAAUAAUUAAAGGGACACUUCAUCUCAUUGAAGUGGUCUGGGUGCAGUGACUCUGUCCCCUUAACCCUGCCAUGUUAAUUAUUUCAGUUUCUGAAAAACUACAGUAAUUACAUUGCAGGGUUAAGACUGCAUCUAGUGGUUGUCAAUCAGAAGGCCACUAGAGACACUUCCUGCUUGCUAAGUGACUUUUGGUUUCCUAACUGAUGCUGGACGUCCUCGCGCUCUACAUGAGUACUUUCACUGUCAGAAAAAUUCCCAUAGGAAUUUAGUGUUCAUUAGCGUUGCCCGUCGGGUGGUACUGAGGGAAAUUGGCCCUGGAAUCAUUUAAGUACACUAAGGUAUUAUAAAAAGUUACAGUUCCGGUGGAGGGGGGUGCAAGGGAGGGGGAGCCCACACGGAAGUAUAGUGCUAGGAAUACAGACUUGUAUUCCUAACACUAUAGUAUCCCUUUAAACCAGGCUUCACCAAACUCCGUCCCUCCAGAUGUUGCUGAACUACAACUCCCAUGAUUCUCAGCCUAUCUAUUUAAUUCAUAGAAUCAUGUUGAAGUUCAGCAACAUCUGCUUCAAACCUUGCGGCUCAAGUACAUGGCUUAACUUGGAUGUUGCGUGUUGCGUAGAUCACAACUAGCUGUGCUUGCGUGGUGGCCAGAAAAUCUGGUUACAUUCCUAGAAAACCCAUAAAAUGGAAUUUGGUGUCAGGAAAAACAAAGUUUAAGUCAAAAGUGAUCGGCAGUGUAUUGGAUUAUUAUUGGAUGGGAUUAACUACACAUUUUGUGCAGAGUGACAUUAAUAUAUAGGAGUGUAUUCACUAAUGAAUGGUACGGAAGUCAAAUCCGAAUGACCACAUUGUGACUGUAGCUGAGUUGAAGAUGCUUCCAAAUCAUCAUGUUUUUAUUUAUUAAUUUUUGUACGAGGAAUGUGUAUAACAAGGCCAGAAUCUUUACACCAAUCUUUGGUGCUGUUCUAAAAAGUCAAAGGUGAUUUACUAAGGACAAUUUAUGGAACUAAAAUGCAAUUUAUAACAAAACAAUGUAUCUUAUUUACACAGACUGAUUUUUAAACACAAUCGUUGUAGUUUAAAGGCACAUAACUAGGUGUAUUAUUGCUCUUGUACACUCACACACCAGCAAUAUGGAGUUCCUAGAAAAGAGGGCGAUUUGGGCUCAAAAUAGGGACUGUCCCUUCUAAACAGGGACACUUUGGUGGUAUUUAUAAUCAUGUAAGACAAAAUAAUCAGCACUUUUUUUUUUCUCUAAAUUUUGCAGUUGGUGUUUAGUGAAUAAAACCCUGUAAGUUUCACAAACACAUGACUCCAUCAACAAGAGGGUGAAUUGCAGCAUUGUGUGAUGAUGUCACUAUGCACUCGAUAAAUUCUAAUGGCUAUAGGUAAAGCGUAAAUGAUAAAUUACAGGGAAAAAUGUUGGGAUUUGAGUAAGUGCUUUAUUGAAAGUCUGUUUUUCUCGGACCAUUCCUGGUUUUCAUUACACGCUCAAUCAGUGCCUUUAUUUUAAUUUUAUUUUUGUUGAUGGAAGAAGAAAUGACCCUCUUUAAAGCCCCACUGUUCUGUAGCAGAGUCUGAAGAAUAUCACGGCAGGUUAGGAUAUUUGCUUUCGGUGUUUGUAUGUAAUGCCUGCUCAGGGAUAACUUGUCAGACACCCAAAUGACAGAAGCCAGAAGUUUGUGACAAACAUAUAAAUGACGCAUUUCUUGUGACUUCACCAUAGCAUUCAGUUAAUGCUUUCAAAGUGUCACAUUCCUCCUCCCUGCUAAAAUGAUGAUAAAUGCCAUAUGAGAGCAGGACUCCAGUAAAAUACUGUUUUAUGUAUGAUGUUUUUCUUAAAGGUGCAGGUGAGACUUGGCUAAUGUGAGUGUGUACAGGGUCUUCACACGUGUUUGCAGGAAGAUUGCCAUUGACAAAACUGCUCUUCUGGAUGGAAUUUAUUAGGAAGGAGCUGUGAUAUCUCUCCUCUGGUGCAGAUCUCUCUAAUGCAGUUUCUUUGCCAAGAUUUACCCCAGCAGUGAUAGUGAGGCAUCUUGUGUAAACACAAGUUACACCUAUUCAGCUUAGAUAGUUUCCUCUAUUUCACUGAAACACCAAGGACGGUACCUGGGCAGGUAUUGGAAAGGAAUUAGGGAUGAGAGGAAACCAUUAGUGCUGCUGAAUAAGUUGGAACAAUAUAACUGUACUCAAUAAGCCCUCCAUAAUGGUAAUAAAGAGGGAUGGGUGGAAGGAAACUUUUAGUCCCCUAUAUAGUUUCAAUACUUGGUUACACCGCUAGUAAAAACUGUUACAGAUCAAGAACCACAGUCACCUAGCUGUGCAUCAUUGGAGUAUUUACCAAAAAACUAAUUUCUACCCAUAUAAUGUGCUUUUUAUCUUUAUAUGUACCAAAGAAGCCAGGAUCAGGUGUUUAACGUAAAGGGUUAAAGGACCACUAUAAUGUGCCUUUUCCUGGCACUAUAGUGCCCUGAGGGUGCACCCACCCUCAGGGUCCCCCUCCCGCCGGGCUCUGGGGAGAGGAAAGGGUUAAAUAUUACCUUUUCUCCAGCACCGGGCGGGGAGCUCUCCUCCUCCUCUCCGCCUCCGAUCCUCCUCUUCGGCUGAAUGCGCAUGCGCGGCAGGAGUUGCGCGCGCAUUCAUCCUGUCUCAUAGGAAAGCAUUCAUAAUGCUUUCCUAUGGAUGCUUGUGUCUUCUCACUGUGAUUUUCACAGUGAGAAGCACGCAAACGCCUCUAGCGGCUGUCAAUGAGUAGGCUUUUUAGUAGCUGUCACUAGACCAGUGGUUCCAAAUGUAGUUCUCGACAGUCUAAGAUUUAGGCAUUUCUCAAUUCUGUUACAAUGAAGAUGUUGACAGGACCAGGACCAUUGGUGUGCCUUGACUGCAUUGAGAAGCACCACAAGACAAAGCACACAACAUGAUGCAAAUUCUUCAUUCAUUUUACUCUGAAACACGUACAGUGCUAAGAUAUUACUGUAUAGCAUGGUCACAGAGUUUAGUUUAAUCUUUUUUGCCUUCCUUAUUUUGCAGGUGUGUGUACAGGAUGCAAUGCCACCUUCUCAGUACUGAAAAAGAGGGUAUGUCUAAAACCACCUUUUUAUAAUGUUUAAAAUACCAAACUGCAACCUGAAUAUAUCAUUUCAGAAUUAAACAUAAAAUGACAAGGGAAUUGGCAAUCCUACCUUUCUCACAUGUGGAAUUAAGCAUAUGUUUUAGGGGGAAAAAAAUAUAUAUAUUUUAUUACUUUAUUUUAGUAAAAUAAAACUGCAGACACAGAAAGCUCUUCAACUACCUGAAGUGUUUUUAUGUGAAGCGUGUCUUCUUUUUUCAUUUUACAACUAAGCCGAAUAGGAAAUGACAAAAUGAACUUGUCAAUCAGACAUCUGGUCCUGUUACUUCCUGGUAGUGUAACUCUGUGCAUCUAAACUUUAAGAGGCAAGGGAUUUUCAAUAGCACCACUCCAGUUGUAUCAGUUUAUACAGUCAGGUCCAUAAAUAUUGGGACAUCGACACAAUUCUAAUCUUUUUGGCUCUAUACACCACCACAAUGGAUUUGAAAUGAAAUGAACAAGAUGUGCUUUAACUGCAGACUUUCAGCUUUAAUUUGAAGGUAUUUACAUCCAAAUCAGGUGAACGGUGUAGGAAUUACAACAGUUUGUAUAUGUGCCUCCCACUUUUCAAGGGACCAAAAGUAAUAGGACAAUUGGCUGCUCAGCUGUUCCAUGGCCAGGUGUGUGUUAUUCCCUCAUUAUCCCAUUUACAAGGAGCAGAUAAAAGGUCCAGAGUUCAUUUCAAGUGUGCUAUUUGCAUUUGGAAUCUGUUGCUGUCAACUCUCAAUAUGAGAUCCAAAGAGCUGUCAACAUUAGUGAAGCAAGCCAUCAUUAGGCUGAAAAAACAAAACAAACCCAUCAGAGAGAUAGCAAAAACAUUAGGUGUGGCCAAAUCAACUGUUUGGAACAUCCUUAAAAAUAAAGAACGCACCGGUGAGCUCUGCAACACCAAAAGAUCCGGAAGACCACGGAAAACAACUGUGGUGGAUGACCGAAGAAUUCUUUCCCUGGUGAAGAAAACACCCAUCACAACAGUUGGCCAGAUCAAGAACACUCUCCAGGAGGUAGGUGUAUGUGUGUCAAAGUCAACAAUCAGGAGAAGACUUCACCAGAGUGAAUACAGAGGGUUCACCACAAGAUGUAAACCAUUGGUGAGCCUCAAAAACAGGAAGGUCAGAUUAGAGUUUGCCAAACAACAUCUAAACAAGCCUUCACAGUUCUGGAACAACAUCCUAUGGACAGAUGAGACCAAGAUCAACUUGUACCAGAGUGAUGGGAAGAGAAGAUUAUGGAGAAGGAAAGGAACUGCUCAUUAUCCAAAGCAUACCACCUCAUCAGUGAAGCAUGGUGGUGGUAGUGUCAUGGCGUGGGCAUGUAUGGCUGCCAAUGGAACUGGUUCUCUUAUAUUUAUUGAUCAUGUGACUGCUGACAAAAGCAGCAGGAUGAAUUCUGAAGUGUUUCAGGCAAUAUUGUCUGCUCAUAUUCAGCCAAAUGCUUCAGAACUCAUUGGACAGUGCUUCACAGUGCAGAUGGACAAUGACCCGAAGCAUACUGCAAAAGCAACCAAAGAGUUUUUUAAGGGAAAGAAGUGGCAUGUUAUGCAAUGGCCAAGUCAAUCACAUGACCUGAAUCCGAUUGAGCAUGCAUUUCACUUGAUGAAGACAAAACUAAAGGGAAAAUGCCCCAAGAACAAGCAGGAACUGAAGACAGUUGCAGUAGAGGCCUGGCAGAGCAUCACCAGGGAUGAAACCCAGCGUCUGGUGAUGUCUAUGCGUUCCAGACUUCAGGAUGUAAUUGACUGCAAAGGAUUUGCAACCAUGUAUUAAAAAGUGAAAGUGUGAUUUAUGACUGUUAAUCUGUCCCAUUACUUUUGGUCCCUUAAAAAGUGGGAGGCACAUAUUCAAACUGUUGUAAUUCCUACACUGUUCACCUGAUUUGGAUGUAAAUACCCUCAUAUUAAAGCUGAAAGUCUUCAGUUAAAGCACAUCUUGUUUGUUUCAUUUCAAACCCAUUGUGUUGUUGUAUAGAACCAAAAAGAUUAGAAUUGUGUCAAUGUCCCAAUAUUUAUGGACCUGACUGUACAUAGCCUUGUUGUUGUGUAAGUGUAGUGUAAGAACGAGUCUUCCCCGUUCUGUGUGUCCAUGGUGCAUGAACAUUACCAGAUUUUGUGCCCUUAAAAAAAAGAAAAAACAAAUUGUACUAAAUCUAAAAACUCCAUAAUUUUGCAAGCCUCAAAAUAUAAAUGGUUAUUGAUUAAGAGUAACAGAAAAAGGAUCAUGUAGACAAGAGCAGUAUGUGAAAGACAUAAAUAGAAUGUUAUCAAAUACCAUAAAAUAGCACGUUUUAGUAUCCAUAAAACACCAGCACAUAAUAACAAAAUGCCUCUUACUGAAUACGCGAUCCCCGAGUCUCUCUCUGUGUUCCAACUCUGGCAAUUUAAUUGAGGCAGAUCCAGCAAUACAAUGUUAAGUUCUGCUCUUGUCUUCUGGGUGUUUGUGGUGUACUAGCUAUAGUACGAAAAGGAGGAAUUGAAGUUUCCAAAACUAUUUAAGAUUAUUAUUUUUAAUUUUUUUUAUGUCUCUUAACUCUAUGUGUGAUUUAAAGAAAGAAGGAGUUUUAUAACUUAUUAAAAACUGCAGAAAGCUGUAGAGAACACAAGUUUUUUUUCUGAUUCUCUUAAGCAAUGAGCGAUGAUUUACGACUUGUUCAGAUGUUGAUUUAUUUAUAUUUUUUGAUUCUGCACAACUUUUGAAUAUUUGGUAUAGCUUUUGAUAUGUAAGGCUUUGAGAGAAAUAGGCCUUUUGUGUACAUAGAAAAAGUCUUAGAUCUUUGAGUUCAGCUUAUGAAAAAUGGGGGCAAAAAUAAAAGUGUUGUGUUUAUAAUUUUGUUCAGUGUAGAUGGCUAGUCACAAAAGUGACAUUUUAAAGUAAAUUUAAAAUGUAAGGUCAGAGUAGCUGAACUGACUUUGAUAAUUUUUACAGUUUGACUAUUUUGAUCUUAAUUUUGAAAUUCACUUUGAAUUCUCACUUUGCUGUUAGACUCAGGUCACUGUUGGCUUGUGGUGCUCUAAGCACCGUAAUGUAAUGUAAUGUAAUGUUGCAGACAGAUAAUUUAAUUGUAUAUUCUAGUACUGUCUAAUAAAUGGAAAAUAAUGGAUAAUCUAACAUCAACCACAGUCGGAACCAAAAUAGGCUUUUAAUGAUUUGCUUUCAUUCUUCUCCCAACAGCGAAGCUGUAGUAAUUGCGGAAAUAGUUUCUGUUCGAGAUGCUGUUCUUUCAAAGUUCCAAAAUCUGUUAUGGGAGCCACAGGUAGGUACCGCCCAUCUGAGAUAUACAUUGCCAUUUCCAUUCAGAAAGAGGACUACUAGAAAAUAAUAAACUCAGUAUUACUAUAAUAUCCCUAUAUAAUAGUAUAUAAAGAAUUGUACUGAUUGCAAACUCACUAAGAGGAGUUGCGAUGCAUCCGUGCAAUUUGCCCACAGAGGAGGCGAAGUUAGGCUUUUUUGCGGUUUAUGACGGAGAAAUAAUGUGCAUUAUUUGAUUCAUGAAUGAGUGGAUUAAGGUGCCUUCAUAGUGUUUUAAAGACAAAUAUUUACAUAAAAACUGACCCGAUGUUAUGCCAAGCCUUAUUAUGCUACCUAACACUAGCAGCAAGUUGCAUGCCUUGGGAGGUCUUCGGACCUAGGGUUACUAAGCUGAAAUUGGUGACUCACACUACUGCAGGGAUACAAUAUGUUUUCUUCUCUUAACAUGUUGAUAGUAGGGUACUAAAUGGUCUUAUAUCACAUCUUCCAGGCCUGAUGGUGUAUUGUCAUCAUUAACACUGUCAUGACCAUAAUGCCUGUACCCAUUAAUGUAACUAUAUGCGAUAGGUUGUAAGACAUGAUCAUUUUGUUAUUCUCUAACUACGGGCCCCGCGUGGUCCUCUGCAAAGAAAUAAAUCUCAAUAAAAACUAUAUUUAAAAACAAGUGUUACAUAUAUGUGAUAUUAUUUAUUAUCAAUGUGGAGUAAAAAUAUGCAAAAUCUGGUCAGUAAAAUUCCUGCUGUUCUAUUACCGUAACAUGCAAACCUUUUUACGUAUAGAUUUGAGCAUGUUCCUUGUAGCAUGCUCAAAUCUAUACGUGAAAAGGUUUGCAUGUUACGGUAAUCACAAUAGGUUUUAAUAAUAAUUUCUAUAUGCAUUGAGUAUACAAGGAAAGGGCAUGGUUUAUCUACUGAAAAAAUGUUGAAAGUUGCUAAGCAGUAUUUUAUUUGCAAUACUAUGAUAUAAACUGCACUGUUAAUGCUCAACAUAUUCCUCUCGUGGUGGUUUUGGGAGCAGUGGUGUCUGAAAUACCUCAUUGUGAUAAAGUGCGGGCAGUGACAUGGAUAAUAUGAUAAAUGGUGAAAAGACAAAGCAAACACGUAUCUGUUUUUCUUUCCAGCUCCCGAUGCACAGAGAGAAACUGUGUUUGUGUGCGCUGUUUGCAAUCAGGCGUUAAACAAGUAAGAAUUGGAUAAUCUCUGUGGACCACAAACACAAUACGUUCCUCAACCCUCAGUUAAGCUUAGAAUGAUCUACAGGAAAUGGCAUCUCAGUUGUAAGAGUGUAAUUACACUAAAAACUGUCCGUCUCGUGCACCGAGGACCCUUACACGCUUUCUGUUUAGCUAUUUAGAUGCAUAUUCUGUAUGCUCUAAAGCGGUCGGAUCAUGUAGUAAAACCAAUCCUAGAACUUUGGUGAAGAUGCGUAAGGAAUACAGAUUCUUUUCAUAGCUGCUUAAAAAAAACCCUGUUGUAAAACAAUAUUGACAUUCAGUUAAAUGCCCAAUUAAAAUGGCAUUGAUGAGGUGAGAUCGCAUUGUGGUCCAGAUUUGUAGACUAGAAGAGAAAGUCAGCCCGCAGAACGGUUCCAUGUAUGCUAACGAAGCUGAUUGCUCAUAUAUGAACUCGAGGGAUGUUUUGGUAAGGUUGCAGAAAUGAUAUGGUCUUAUGGAGAUUGAUCUCCUGUUUCAGGCCCGGAUAAGCAGUCAUUGAAGAAUCGAAUCUACAACCUUGUGAAUUGAAGCCUAUCAUUUUCUGCUAAUGUGUCUUGAAUGCCUGGAUCCCUCUUUGCACAUCAGUGUCAGUUGGUUAAUAGCCUUUCAGUAAAGUUGCAGUGUAUGCAAGAGUUUUGUAGAUGAAUAGAGGCUAUAUGAGCUCCGUCUAUGACCUGUAAUUAUUCCAGUGGCUGUCAUUUUUCUGACUUCAGAUAGCAAAAUGCAGAGCGGACAAGAUGUAAUUUUUUUUUGCUGGCACGCAACAGAAAUGUUUAUUGCUCAAUAUUAACUCCAUCUGAGCUGGAGACAUUGGUUUCCAAAUUAAAAAAAGGUUAGGAAAUCCACGAAAUACCAUUGAGUAAAAUGUUGCCUGACAAACGUUGGUAUAUAUUUUCUUUUGUUAAAGUCUAAUUGUUAAUUAAUAUUGGAAUGAUAUCCUACUGCUAUAAAACUAUUUUUUUCUAGAGCUUUAGGUGUUGAGCUGUUUUUUUAAACACAUAAAAAACUUAUGGGACUAUGUGCAAUGGUUUCCGACACAUUAAAUACAUAGGGUUGUUGCCUUAAAUGAGUGCUGAUUUUAUAUAUGAGGACUGAGGGUUUAACAAAUCUUGCAAUGGCUAUUCAGGCCAACCUAGGACCCCGCAGUUAUUGCUAAUGUUGUCUUUGUUUAAUAAAGAGAGGGAUGCUUUGUUAUUUUGUGUGCGUGUCAUGGUACAGCAGGAAUACGAACAAAAUAAUGAGUUGUACGAAAUGUGUGUGUGUGUAUGUAAAAAUAACACUGGAUCGGUUAAUACGUUUUCAAAACAUACAAGUAAAUCUUCAGUCAUUCCAUGAAAUCUAGAUUAAGUAUGUCUGUAUGUAUUAGAGAAGGGUUUUUUCGUAACUGUAAUUUUUCUUGUAUAAAUGAAUAACUGCUCCUACUUUCUGCCGCUCCCUACUGUACAUGCCUGUCAUUACAUAUUAACACAUAAAAGCACAAUCACUGCCCUUAGAUAUCCAUCAAAUAUACUGGAAGUAAUGCUUCGUUUUACUUGGCGAGUGUCAAUGGUUCUUAGUGUUGAGUAAAUGCCAUGGAAACCAAUGGAAUGUUUCUGCUGAUUGCUCCACUGUACACGCUAUGCCCAGUCGAUAACUAUAUAAUCUCCAAUGUAUGUAUCCAUCUGAUAGCUGCCCAGUGGAUGUCUUUAAAUAUCUGCUUUUAUAUUUCACCGAUACUUUGCACUGGCCUUUGGCAAAAUGCGUGCAGAAAAUGUCUAAAUCGAUUUUUAAAUUCUAUUCUAUUUUAGUCUUUAAAGGGAUACAAGUAAAGAAAUGAAAUGCCUAAAGUCAGGCGAGAUAUUUAACCUUUGACAGAACUAGUAGCCCUCUCAUAUAGGAGUACUGAGUAUGGCUUCAGUAUCGGUGUUACUUUGCUUCUGGACUUACACCUCUGCAACACUCAGUAGAGAUAUAACCUAUCACUGUUCUACAUGCUGUUAUAGAAAAACAGUGACAUUAAAUGAAACCGUUUUUUUAUGUCUAUUAAUUGUACCUUUUAAGAUAUGUGUAUGAAUUAUGCUUUAUUUAUUAUAUUUAUUGCAAUGUCCUGUAGAUUGAAGAUAAUGUACGCCUGCAUUCUGUCUGUUUUUUAUGUAGAAAUCAAAUAUUUUAAUAUUGUGUGUCAGCAUUUAAUGUUACGCUAAUAUUUUUCUUCUUAUAUGCGGGCAUUAAUUCCUAAUUUUAAAGAAAAAAAAAAUCAAGCGAUCUAUGUCUCUUAUUUUAACACUAUAGGUGCCAAAGACAAGCAAAAGACAAUGGACUUCAAGGGUUUAAUGUCUUUGACCUUGAUGUCCCCCCAUAAGCAAUUUAUUGUGCAUAUUUAAAGGGAUAUACAAAAUGUACAUACAUACGUAUGUAUAUAUUAAUGCACAUACACAUAGCUCUGAUUGCAUAUUGUACAGGUCCCCUUUACUACUGUGCCCUUGAUAGCAGGCAUGCUAUCGUGAAGGUGCCAGUGACAGAAUAAAGGCCAUAUUCACUGCUUCCAAAAGGGGGUAUCAUCUAAAUGUCUUAAACCAGACACUGACAGGGUUAUACACUAAAGAUAGAAUCCAAAGCAAAUUCUAAGUGGAUAUCAAACGUAAGGGUUAAAAUAGUGAACUGGAAAAAAAGUGCCAGCCAGAUGUUAGCAAUGCUUACAGUUUGUCCUUAGAUUUUGAAUUCACAUAUAUAUAUUUUUUGUUUCUACUUUGUAUGGUCACACCAUCCCAUAUAAUGUUAUUUGAUAUAAUUAAAUAUAUGUGUAUAUCCCUUUAAUGUUGGAUUAACCUGAUUUCUAGACACAUUGAUACACUGUCCUUUUGUUAAUGUGCUCCUGAAUUUAUCUGUACUGUCUUGUUGCACAUACAUUGUCUUAUCCAACAUAUUUUAUUAGCAGAGCAUUAUGGAAUAACUCAUUUCCUUUGUGAAAAAAAAAAUGAUUUAAAAAAGAUUAGAAUGAUUUAUGAAAGGUGCUUGGAAUUGUUAAUUUGUUUUUGUUGCUUUUUAAAUGUUAAUUUUUGUAUAUUUAACUGCUUUAUGUGGC
Messenger RNA from Pelobates cultripes (western spadefoot toad), 80379 nucleotides. The record is from the annotation of a GenBank genome assembly. NCBI's taxonomy places the organism in Eukaryota, Metazoa, Chordata, Amphibia, Anura, Pelobatidae.